This is a messenger RNA of Anastrepha ludens (Mexican fruit fly), 61533 nucleotides long. Its product is annotated as titin. The coding region runs from base 600 to 61499 and encodes 20299 amino acids. The record is from RefSeq and is a predicted model, not a curated record. Gene Ontology annotation, molecular function: protein binding. The transcript has 36 exons. NCBI's taxonomy places the organism in Eukaryota, Metazoa, Arthropoda, Insecta, Diptera, Tephritidae.
CCUCAAAAACGAUCGACGUCUUGGUUUCAGUCUCGGGGAUUAUGACUUGAACCAGAAUAUUUUAAUUUCUGAAAUUUAAGUUUUUCAUACGCGCACAUAUAUAUAGUAUAUAUAAAAAUACAUAUAUAUUUGGAAAAAGAUAUAAUUUACAUAGAGUUUUUGUAUAAUUUUCUUUAUAACUGAGGUGAAAAAGAGAGUUUAUUUCAAACGGAAAAAAUAUAUAUAAUUUAAACGCGAUACAAAUCACACUAUAACGCCGCAAAGGAUAACGAAACGCCUACAGGAAACGAUAAAUCUGUGUUUGAAGUGAAAAAUUGAUAAAUAUAUGAAGAUAAAUCAGUCAAUACAUACAUAUUAAGCAACUAUAGAAAAAAAUUGCCUACGUGAAACUCGAAUAGUGUUUAAAAUCGGAUAGAUACACAUAAGUGGUAUAUUGUUGGAUUGCAUCGCACCGCAUCCAACCAAAUCCAGUCUAUUAUCUAUCCGAUAGCUGAGUAGCUAAGCAAGCAUCCAGUGAGUUACAUACAUCGAUAGUUGCACACAAUCACUCAAUACCUUCAGUUAUCAUUUUAAAUGCGAUAUAGUGUUAAAUAACGAAAAUGCAACGAGAAAAUUCGAAUCCUUAUCAACAGCAGCAACAACAGCUGCAAUCGCAAUCGCAGUCGCAAACGCAGUCUCGUCAGGAAAUGCAGCAAACCUCGAGCCAGCAACAAUACUCGAGCAUGCAGCAACAGCAAAGGACUAGCCGCACCGAGCAGCGCACCGAGCAACGCACCGUCCAGAGUCAGCAAAUCACUCAACAAAGAGUGCAACAUAUUGGCGCAGGCGGUGCCUACACUCCGCCAUCCUUGACGCACGUCUAUAGUCAAGGCGAUAUUUCACCACCGAUAUUUGAGCAAAUUUUCAAGAAUGCCCGUUUCGCACAGGGUGGUAAUGCCCUCUUCGAGGGUAAACUACGUGGCAAUCCAAAGCCAUUCGUUUCUUGGACCCGAAAAGGCGCACCACUUCUCGAGUCACACAAGUUUCGUAUGAGCUAUAACGAGGCCACCGGUGAAGUAUCACUGAUGAUUAACCAAAUCGGCCCAGGCGAUGAAGGCGAAUAUACGUGUACGGCGCGUAAUCAAUAUGGCGAAGCUAUAUGCAGCGUUUACAUCCAGCCUGAAGGCGCGCCAAUGCCAGUACUGCAACCCGUUCAAAAGUUCGAUAAAUCAUUGUACACCAAUGGCUACUCGUACACAUCCAUCGAAGAAGAGUUCCGCGUCGAUACAUUUGAGUAUCGUUUGCUACGGGAAGUGCAAUAUCGUGAGGCUAUUACGCGUCGUUCAGCUUAUGAACAGGACCAAUAUUUAUCGCAAGAAUUGGACCGUUCCAUGGGUCCAGCCCAUGCGCCACAAAUUUCUCAAAAACCGCGCAACUCGAAGCUUGUUGAAGGUUCUGAUGCCGUUUUUAGCGCUAAGGUUGGCUCUAAUCCUAAGCCACGCCUUACUUGGUUCCAUAAUGGUCAGCGCCUAGUACCAUCGCAAAAAUACGAGACUUCAUAUUCCAGUGGUAUAGCUACGAUGCGCGUCAAGAACGCCAGCCAUCAAGAUGCGGGCCACUACACGCUACUCGCAGAAAACACUCAGGGUUGUGUAGUCUCCUCAGCCGUUUUGGCAGUUGAACCAGCUGCAGAAACAACACACGAGCCGAAACCAGUCGAUGUUACGGCUGAGCAGUUGGAAGCUGGCAAAGCUUUGCCACCAACUUUCGUCAAAGGUUAUGCCGAUCGUGAAGUCACUGAGGGUCGCAUGACUCGCUUCGAUUGCCGCGUCACUGGCAAUCCUUAUCCUGAAGUUGUUUGGUUGAUCAAUGGACGUCUAGUUAAAGAUGAUGUGGCACACAAGAUUCUUGUCAACGAAUCGGGUGGUCACUCCCUUAUGAUUACGAACGUUAGUCGCCUAGAUAGUGGCUCAGUACAGUGUUUGGCACGUAACAAGGCUGGUGAGGUAGCCAUCGAGGCGCAACUGAAUGUGCUGGAAAAAGAACAGAUUGUCGCACCACAAUUUGUUCAAAGAUUCAGCACAAUGACCGUACGUGAAGGCGAACCUAUUACCAUGAGCGCUAAUGCCAUCGGUACUCCUGUGCCACGUAUAACAUGGCAAAAGGACGGUGUGCAGAUUUCAUCUACUUCUGAACGCUUUAUCGGUGUGGAUGGUGGCGCUACUUGUUUGGAAAUUCCACGCGUCACGGCCACCGACGCCGGCUGGUAUCAAUGCACAGCACAAAACAUUGCUGGCUCGACUGCGAAUCGUGCAAGACUCUAUGUAGAAGUUCCCAGGGAACAACCAUCGCAUGAACAAAGACGUCUCAAUUUACCGCGGCCAACGAAAAUCAUCGAACCAGAGCCCAUUCCUGGUCCAGAAAUAAUUUAUUUACGCCAUGUAGAACGCGCAAAGCCACACUUGCGCCCUGGUGAGGAAGACCGUGUCUACCCACCACCGCAAUUCAUCAUACCACUGCAGAAUGUGCAGCAAGUUGAAGGUAACAAAGUGCAUAUGGAGGCACGCAUCGAACCAGUUGGUGAUCCAACUAUGGUCGUGGAAUGGUUCCUAAAUGGACAACCAAUGGCAGCAAGCUCACGCGCUACCUCUGUAUUUAAGUUCGGUUUCAUAGCGCUCGAUCUUUUGAGCAUUAUGACACACGACUCCGGUGAAUACAUGUGCCGCGUCAGUAAUGCAGCUGGCGUUGCUGAAUCUCGCGCCAUUCUCUCUGUCAUCCAACGUCCCUCAAUCGAACAAAGCUCCCAGAAUCCAAAUAGCUUACAAUAUAUUAACCAAUUGGAAGAUUAUUCACGCUAUCAACGACAAGAGAGCUCUGAGGAGCUAAUGAAUCAGUCACCAGUUUUUAUUCGCCCACUAAGGGAUUUGGGCGAAUUCGAGGAGGGCAAGAACGUGCACUUUGAAGCUCAAGUUACCCCGGUUAACGAUCCCACCAUGCGUGUUGAAUGGUACAAAGAUGGUCGCCCGAUUACUGCUAGCUCGCGAAUCACCGCAAUCUUCAACUUCGGCUACGUCUCCCUGAACAUCUUGCACCUACGGGCUGAAGAUGCUGGUUCGUAUACAGUACGUGCAGUAAAUCGUGUGGGUGAAGCCACCAGUACCUCAAACAUACGAGUGAACAUACGUUCUGAGGUUACCGCGGACUUGGGUAUACCCGAACAACAACGUUAUAUUGAGAAAGUUGAAGAGUUAGAAGACUACAGGAAGUCCCAACAACGCCGUCAUGUGCAGGAGGUGCCUGAGCCAAUCGCACCACCAAAAUUCAAAACUCCCAUACAAAAUCAGUUGGAUAUACGUGAGGGCGCGCAUGCUCAUUUUGAAGCACGUCUUGAACCUAUCGGCGAUGCUACCAUGCGCGUAGAAUGGCUCAAGGAUGGCCAACCACUAGAAGCUAGCUCGCGUAGCACAACCUACUUCAAUUUCGGCUAUGUUGCAUUGACUAUUAAGCAACUGACAAUUUACGAUGCUGGCACUUACACCUGCCACGCUUACAAUGCCAUCGGACAAGAUACAACCACGGCACAAUUGACUGUGCUUUCAAAGAAGGAUAUUGUAUCUGAUUCCCAGCACCCAGGUGGUUUGGAAAAGAUACAGCACUUGGAGGAUACUUCGCGUUAUGGACGCACUGAAGAGGAGGAGACCAGAGUUACGCAAAUUCCACGUUUCCUCGGUCCAAUGAAGGGAACCAACAAGAUUUUGGAGGGCCAACGAGCUCAUUUUGAGGCCCGCGUAGAGCCGCAAAGCGACCUCAGUUUACAGAUUGAAUGGUAUCAUAAUGGGCGCGCCAUUAGUGCGGCCACACGUAUACAAACUUACCAUGACUUUGGUUACGUCGCUUUAGAUAUCUCGCAAGUUCGUGCCGAAGAUGCGGGUGUGUACACGGUUGUAGCGAGAAAUAAGUUAGGUGAAGCACAAUUGCAAGGAACGAUGGUAGUAGAGACUCGUUCCAGCAUUGAUACAUCUAGCAUGCACCGCGGUCUUUACGAGAAGACUCAAAACUUAGAGAACAGGCCAUUCGUUGAGCCCCAAUACGACAUUGAAGAGAUCUCCAAGUCGAAGCCAAUUUUCGUGCAGCCACUUUCCGAUCAUAAACCAAUUCAUGAGGGCAAAAAUAUUCAUUUGGAAUGCCGUUUGGAACCGAUGGGUGAUCCUACCAUGCGUGUUGAAUGGUUCCAUAAUGGCCGCCCCAUAACUGUUGGAUCACGCUUCCGUACUUACUACGACUUCGGCUUCGUCGCACUUGAUAUUGUGCAAGCGACCGCUGAAGACUCUGGUGAAUACACUUGCCGCGCUACAAACCAUUUGGGUUCAGCACAUACUUCUUCGUGUGUACGUGUUAUUGAUCGCUCAGAUAUUGUUACCGAAACUCAAAACGAAAUGUCGCUAGAACAAAUUCAGCAACUAGAGGACGCAACACGCCGUCGCCACCAUGUUGAAGAAGACAUUACUGUCAUGCAGGCACCGCAAUUCACACGCCCGCUACAUAACAUCGAAACAAUUGAGGGCACUAAUGUUCAUUUGGAGUGCCGUUUGCAACCAGUGGGCGAUCCAAGCAUGCGUGUGGAAUGGUUUGUCAAUGGCAAACCCGUUAAAACUGGUCACAGAUUCCGUCCAGCAUAUGAGUUCGACUAUGUUGCUCUCGACCUGCUCGGCUGUUAUGCCGUUGACUCUGGUGUAUAUAGCUGUCAAGCUCGUAAUCAACUUGGCGAAGCCGUCACUUCGUGCUCGGUACGCAUUAUCGCUAAGAGCGAUCUGAUUUUAGAGACUCAAAAUGAGUCUGGUCUGCAAAAGAUUGCUUACUUGGAGGAUUCGUCUCGCUAUCGCCGAAGCGAAUAUGUUGAUGAGGUUGUCAAUGUACGCCCUCGUUUCCUUACCCAUCCAAAGAGCCUCACAAAUAUGCGCGAGGGUAGUCACGCUCAUUUUGAAUGCAAAAUUGAGCCUGUCACAGACUCAAACUUAAAAGUUGAAUGGUUUAAAAAUGGUCGCCCCAUCACAGUCGGCCAUCGCUUCCGACCAAUUCAUGAUUUUGGAUACGUAGCUUUAGAUAUUGUCGAUCUAAUUGCCGAAGACUCUGGCGUUUACACUUGUCGCGCCGUCAACUUGAUUGGUUCGGACGAGACACGCGUAGAAUUGCAAUGUCGCAGUAGCGAACAAAUUGUUACCAUUACUCAAAACGAAGCCGGCUUGGAACAAAUCCAUUAUUUGGAGGACCGCUCGCGCUAUACACGACGUGAAGAAAUCGACGAAACUACCAAACAAGCACCAGUGUUUACAACAUCUUUGAAGAAUGUCGAGAUAAAAGAAAACCAACGCGCACAUUUCGAAUGUCGCUUGAUUCCCGUCUCAGAUCCCUCUAUGCGUGUUGAAUGGUACCAUAACAAUAUGCCACUUAAAUCAGGCUCUCGCUUCACUGAAACCAACAAUUUCGGUUUUGUAGCCCUAGAUAUUAUGUCCUGCUUGCCUGAGGAUGCUGGAACAUAUACAUGCCGUGCCUUCAAUGCUGUCGGUGAGGCUAUUACUUCAGCUGUUGCUAUUGUACACACGAAGAAGUCAAUUUAUUUGGAAUCACAGCACGAGAGCGCUUUGCCCCAUCUACAACAUUUAGAAGAUGGCGCCAAACGUCAACGUAUGAGCGCUCAAGAGGAGGUGGUUAGUCAAGCACCAGUCUUCACCUUGCCUGUGCGCGAUGUACGUGUCGCCGAAGGUCAGGCCGUACACUUUGAAGCUCGUUUAAUACCAGUUGGUGAUCCCCACCUAAAAGUGGAAUGGUUGCGCAAUGGACAACCGAUUGAAGCUUCAAAUCGCACCACCACAAUGCAUGACUUUGGAUAUGUUGCAUUGAACAUGAAGUAUGUGAAUCCAGAAGACUCUGGCACUUACACUUGUCGUGCCGUUAACGAACUCGGUCAAGCAGUUACCUCAGCCUCACUCAUCGUGCAAUCCAAAACUUCCAUUCAAAUGGAAACCCAACAUGAGGCCGCUAUGCAUAAGAUUCACCAACUAGAAGACCAUACCAAAUAUCAACGUCGCGAGGAGGAGGAGUACGUAGUUAGCCAACCACCACGUUUCGUCACAAAAUUGAUAGGCCCCACCAACCUGGUUGAAGGUCAAAGCGCACACUAUGAAUGUCGCAUUGAACCAUAUCCCGAUCCCAACCUCAAGGUUGAAUGGUUACACAAUGGCAAAGCAUUGAGCACGGGCCAUCGUUUCCGUAACACAUAUGACUUUGGAUUCGCCGCACUGGAUAUACUUACCGUUUAUGCUGAAGACAGUGGCGAAUAUACCUGCCGUGUUACCAACAAAUUGGGCGAAGCGGUUAACUCCAUUCGUCUUAAUGUGCAAUCCCGUUCAGCGAUCAUUCGGGAAACACAACACGAAGAAGCAUUGCAGAAAAUCCAACACUUGGAAGAUGAAUCACGCUACCAGCGUAAGGUCGAAGAAGAACAAUUCCUCGCAGAGCGCCCACAGUUUGGACGUCCAUUGCGCAACGCAAAUGUGAACGAAGGUACACCCGUACAUUUGGAGGCCACCCUGACGCCAGUUAAUGAUCCAACCAUGAAGGUUGAAUGGUACUGUAAUGGCAUGCCGAUUCAAACCGGUCACCGCUUCAAGACCACAUACGACUUCGGGUUCGUCGCCUUAGAUAUAUUGUAUACGCAUGCUGAAGAUACAGGCACUUACAUGUGCAAGGCUAAGAAUGCCGUAGGGGAAGCUGUCACGACUUGUGCUGUAAACGUAACAGCAAAUAAGACAUUGGACCUCGACACCAUGGAUGCCCAACGCUUAGAGAAGAUUCGCCAGCUUGAGAACUAUGCACCUCCUUCUAAACCUGUUGUGGAAGAAAAGGGCCAGAAACCCAUAUUCCUGACACCGCUCAGUAAUUUGGAGCACCUUAAGGAAGGUGAUCAUGCCCAUUUGGAGUGUCGUGUCGAACCAAUUAACGACCCUAAAUUGAAGAUAGAGUGGUUCUGCAAUGGCAAGCAACUACCAACCGGUCACCGCUUUAGAACCACACACGACUUUGGUUACGUCGCCUUGGACAUCUUGCAUGUCUAUGGUGAGGACUCAGGCACAUACAUGUGCAAAGCUACUAACUUGCUUGGUGAAGCUGUCAACACCUGUAAUGUUCGUAUAUUGAACCGUCGCAGCAUGAUACUGGAUACUCAGCAUCCAGAUGCAUUGGAGAAAAUACAGAAAUUGGAAGCCAAGGCCGCUCCAGCGCGCACCGAGCCCGGUGAUUUACCCAUUGGUCCACCACACUUCACUGCCGAACUGCGUGGUACUACUGAAAUCUUUGAAGGUCAAACAGCUCACUUUGAGGCUCAGGUAGCGCCAGUUCAUGACCCCAACUUGCGCAUUGAGUUCUAUCACAAUGGAAAACCAUUGCCCUCGGCUUCACGUUUCCAUAUUACUUUCGAUUUUGGAUAUGUUUCAUUGGACAUCACACAUGCUGUGCCAGAGGAUGCUGGUGAAUACUCUGUUCGUGCUGUCAAUGCAAUGGGCCAGUGUGUUUCUUCAACAAGUUUGAAGGUUAAUGCUCGUGGUACUAUCAUUUCGGAAAGCCAACACCCUGAAGGUUUAGAGAAGAUUCGCAAACUCGAAUCGAAUGCUCCCUUCCAACGCCCAGAAAUUGAAUCACCAGGUACCAGACAGCGACCAGUAUUCACACAGCCAUUGCAGAAUAUCGAUCGCAUUAAUGAACAUCAAACUGCGCACUUCGAGUGCCGCCUUAUUCCGGUUGGUGAUCCCAAUCUGAAGGUAGAAUGGUACCGCAACGAGAAACUCAUCGAGGAUAGCUCCCGUAUUACCAAACAACACGACUUCGGAUUUGUCUCCUUGGACAUUUCACAUAUCCGUAAAGAGGAUGAAGGUGUGUAUAUGUGUCGCGCGGUCAACCCACUUGGUGAAGCCGUCACUACUGCUUCUAUGCGCGUGGUUACUGAAGCAUCUAUUCAAAUGGAUACUCAGCAUCCAGAUAGUAUAAGCCGCAUCCACCAAUUGGAACGCCCAGCUGCACCACGCGCCGAAGAACCAGAGCGAGCAUUCGAAAAACCAAUAUUCACGCAGCUACUCACAGGCCCAUCUGAGUUAUGGGAGGGCCAACACGCUCACUUUGAGGCCCGUGUGGUACCAGUUGGCGAUCCAUCACUGAAGUUUGAAUGGUACAUCAAUGGUGUAGAAUUGAAGAUGGGUUCACGCCUGCGCACCACGCAUGAUUUCGGUUUCGUUACACUCGACAUCAAUGCAGUUGUGCCUGAGGAUGCUGGUGUGUACAUGUGCCGUGCUUAUAAUGCAGCUGGCGAAGCUGUCUCCUCUACUGCCAUGAAAGUGAAAACUAAAUCCAACAUCGCCGGCGAACCACUGAUACCUGAAUCUUGGGAAGCUAUUCGCCAGAAAGAGGCUGCCAUGAACCGUGUGCCAGAAAUGUUUGUUGAUACUACACCACAACAAGCUCCAGUCUUCACCACGCAUUUACAGAGCUUUGACAAGCUCUCCGAAGGCCAACACGUGUUGCUUGAAGCUCAAGUUGAGCCACGAGCUGACCCUAACUUACGCAUUGAGUGGUUCAAGAAUGGUAUCUCACUCACUACUGGCUCACGCAUACGCAGCACCUUCGACUUCGGAUUGGUUACGCUUUCCGUUAACGGAUUGCGCGCCGAUGAUUCUGCUAUUUACACUUGCAAGGCCACAAACCAAAUCGGUGAAGCUGUAUCGACAUGCAGUCUCAAGAUUGAAGAUCGUCAUUGGUUCCAAGGUGAGUCACUACAUCCAGACUCGUUGCCGCGAAUUGGUGAAUUGGAAGCACCCAAACCUGGACGCCCAGAGGCACCCGAGCCAGUCUAUGAAGUCCCUGUUUUCACUACUCAUUUAAACAAUAUCGAGUGUAAAGAAGGCGAUAACGUACGUUUCGAAUCGAUGGUCGAACCAUCACGUGACCCAACAAUGCAAAUCGAAUGGUCCUACAAUGGGCAACCAUUACAAGCUGCCGCCAAAUUUAAGUCUAUUUACGAUUUUGGUUACUGUGCACUGGAUUUGACUAAUACCUACCCAGAGAAUAGCGGUGUAUACACACUGAAAGCAACCAACAGUAAAGGAUCAGCCACAACCUCCGGAACACUCAAGUGUACUGGUGGUAAGACUUUCAUUUUAGAUACUCAACAUCCACAAGGCGAAGCUGGUUUGGAGGCUGUUAGGGAAACCGAGGAGGAAUUGGCAAAUCGCUACUCCCGCCAAGUUUCGAAGCCCGAAACCCAAUACCCAGCGCCAGUUUGGACAAAACCAUUGCAAGCUGAAUUCCAUCUCUCCGAAGCACAAUCGCUCCAUUUAGAAGGCAACGUUGAACCCAAGGAAGAUCCUAACCUAUUUAUUGAGUGGUACUUCAAUGGCAAGAUUCUUCAGCAUGGCUCACGCUUUAAGAUGACUAGUGAGUUUGGUUUCGUCACUAUGGAUGUGAUUGAAAUCUAUGAGCGCGAUCAAGGUAUUUACACUUGCAAAGCGUACAAUAAGGCCGGUGAAGCAUUUACCACCACAACCAUCUUCUGCACUGGCAAAGAAAGCAUUAUCGAAAAGACACAACAUCCAAAAGGUGCAGAAGGUUUGGAACAAAUCCAAGAUUUGGAGGAAUCACUACGCAAGGACGGAAAGAAACCAGAACAGCCAGAAGAAGGCAUGGCUCCUCGUUUCACCACUGAAUUCAUUGACAUCAAGGAUGUUGGUGAGGGUGAGAUUGCCCAUUACGAAGCUAAUCUCAUACCAACUGGGGACCAAAGUAUGGUCAUUGAAUGGUUCUACAAUGGUAAGGUACUGGAAGCUAGUCAUCGUGUGCGUACCAUUUAUGCUUUCGGUAUGGUUGCAUUGGAAAUUCUGGGCACCAAGAUCGAAGACACUGGAACCUACACAUGUCGUGCCACCAACAAAUAUGGUAGCGCUGAAAUUAGCUGUGUACUAGAAUGCGUUGAAAAGCCACGUGGCCAAAAACCACGCUUCACUUCCCACAUUCAAUCAUUGGAAGGACUUAAGGAUGGUCAGUCAGCUCACUUCGAAUGCACACUCAUACCAGUCAAUGAUCCUGAUCUUAAGGUCGAGUGGUACCACAACGGAAAACUGUUGCGCCAUUCAAAUCGCGUCAAGACUGUGUCCGACUUCGGUUAUGUUGUAUUGGAUAUUGCCUAUCUACAAGACCAUGACAGUGGUGAAUACAUGUGCCGUGCCUACAACAAGUACGGUGAAGAUUUCACUCGCGCAACACUCAAUUGCCGUGGCCGUGGUGGCGUCUUCUACGACACCUUGCAGCCUGACUCAUUGCCAAGAAUUCGUGAGCUGGAAUGCCCUCAAGGGCAACAGGGUGAUACCAGUGCCCCAGUGGUGGCCGAACCACCCAAAUUUAUUACUCAAAUCACGGACAUUACAAAAUUGGUGGAGGGACAGAGUGCGCAUUUCGAAGCACGUCUUACGCCUGUUACCGAUCCAGAUCUUAAGGUUGAAUGGUAUUUCAAUGGCAAGAAAUUGCCACAUGGACACCGUUUCCGUACCUUCCACGAUUUUGGCAUAGUCAUUUUGGAUAUAUUGUAUUGCUACGAGGAGAAUUCAGGUGUAUAUGAGUGCCGUGCAGUGAACAAAUAUGGCGAAGACGUAACACGUGCCACCCUGAAGUGCACUUCCAAGGCGAACUUAAUUCUGGACUCACAACUGCCACGCGGCAUGGAAGGUGGUUUGGAAAAGAUUGCUAAUCUUGAAUACAGCAUGAUUCGUACCCGCGACGAAACUGUUGAAGAAAGCAAGGGCAAGGCACCAGUGUUCACUGUGCCUCUUGAGAACAUCGACAACCUACGUGAAGGUGAAAAUGCACACUUUGAAGCGCGCGUCACACCAACUGACGACCCACGCCUCCGUGUCGAAUGGUUCUGGAAUGGACGCCCACUCAAAGCAGGCUCUCGCUUCCGCACAUUCUGCGACUUUGGUUUUGCCAUCUUGGAAAUCUCUCCAGUCUAUCCUGAAGACUCGGGAGAAUAUUCUUGCCGUGCAAUCAAUGAAUACGGCGAAGCUGUGACCACUGCCACCAUGAAGAUUCAAGGCAAACGCAGCAUUAUCAUGGAGUCUCAACUGCCAAAGGGCAUGGAAGGCACCAUUGAUCGCAUUGCAGAACUUGAGGGUCUGGGUGUGCGCAGUACGGAAUUCGCGCCGGAAGAUGAGAGUGGUAAACCACCAGAGUUUAUAACAACACCAUUCGAUAUGGUUAUCUCCGAAAAUUCACUUGCACACUUCGAAUGUCGCUUGCAACCCGUCAAUGAUCCAAGUAUGCGUGUCGAUUGGUUCCACAAUGGCAAAGCCCUAUGGGCUGGUUCCCGCAUCAAGACAAUCAACGAUUUUGGCUUUGUAAUUUUGGAAAUUGCCGGUUGUUAUCAACGCGAUUCGGGCUUGUACACUUGCAAGGCUACAAACAAACAUGGAGAGGCCACAGUUUCGUGCAAGCUGCAGGUGAAAGGACGCCAAGGUAUCAUUGUUGAGCCACAAUUGCCCUCGAACUUCCGUACAGGUACGGAGAGUUUGCAGAAACUGGAAGAAAGUAUGCACAAACGUGAAGAAAUAGUGAUCGACGAGGAACAACCAAAUCCACCUAAAUUCAUUGAGGAAAUUAAAGACAACCUCGAUGUACCCGAAAGUGGACCAAUUCACUUCGAUUGCCGUGUCGAACCAGUUGGUGAUCCAACAAUGCGUAUUGAUUGGUUCUACAAUGGACGUCCUAUGCCAACCGGUUCUCGUGUACAUCAGCUCAACGAUUUCGGCUUCAUUGCCAUGGAUAUUGAUUACAUCUACGCACGUGAUGCUGGCGAGUACACUUGCCGUGCAACCAAUAAAUGGGGCACCGCCACAACCACUGCCAAGGUGACUUGCAAGAGCAAACAUAAUAUCAUAUACGAUACACAAUUGCCCGACGGCAUGACGACUGAAAAAUUGAAGGAACUUGAACGUGGUCGCAUACCCGAUGUGCCAAAGAUAGAGGAACCCGACUUCGGACCACCAGAGUUUGUUACGGAAAUCCAAAAUGUCACAGUGGAAGAAGCCGAAGCAAUGCGUUUCGAGACUCAAGUGGAGCCAAAGACCGAUCCCAACUUACGGGUGGAAUGGUAUCGCAAUGGCAAGUUACUGCCAAGCGGGCAUCGUUACAAAACCAUUUUCGAUAUGGGUUAUGCAUCGCUCGAUAUUUUGUAUGUGUAUGCUGAAGACUCGGGCGAAUAUGUGUGCCGUGCGGUGAACAAAUAUGGCGAGGCGCGUACUAGGGCAACAAUUUCCUGCAAAAAGUUGCCAACGAUUUUGCUACAAAACCAAGUUCCACGCGGCAUGAAACGUACAGAAACCCUCACUCAAAUGGAGGCCACAAUAAAGAAAUAUACCUCAGAAGUGCAUUUGACUGAGGAUGACCUCUACGAUCCAGAUCGUAAGCAACCGCCACGUUUUGUUACCCAAAUCAAGGAUCAAACCACACUCACAGAAAUGGCAACUAGCAAAUUCGAAUGCCAAUUGGCGCCAGUUGGAGAUCCGAACAUGAAGGUUGAAUGGUUCUUCAAUGGCAAACCGCUGUUAUACAAGAAUCGCUUCCAGCCCAUCUACGAUUUCGGUUAUGUGGCCAUGAACUUUGGUUGGGUAUAUCCAGAGGACAGCGGUGAAUAUGUAUGCCGUGCCACUAAUCUCUAUGGCAAAGACGAGACUCGUGCAUUCAUUAAAGUCUCCGGCAAGCCUGGCAUUGUAUACGAUUCACAAUUACCCGCGCAUAUGCAGGAAGCAUCUAUUCAGCGCAUACGAGAAAUGGAGGCCUCAUGGCAAGUUGUGCCAGACGAGGUGGAUCCGGAUGCGAAACCUAGAGCUAAACCAACUUUCGUCAGCAAAUUGGAGCCGCAAACAGUUGAGGAAGGCGAACCGGCACGCUUCUGUGUACGCGUAACCGGUCAUCCACGACCGAGAGUUAUGUGGCUCAUCAAUGGUCACACCGUUGUACAUGGCUCACGUUAUAAACUAACGAACGAUGGAAUGUUCCAUUUGGAUAUUCCAAAAACACGACAAUACGAUACAGGCAAAGUCGAAGUAAUCGCACGCAAUUCGGUCGGUGAAGCGAUUGCGACCACCGCACUGAACGUGGUAGAGCGUUCAGAUGAUUAUCGCGGCGUAUUGAAGAAUUCACCACGUCCUUGGUAUGAUUAUGAACUAACUGCUUACCAAAAAGAACGCCAAGAAACCGAAUUGGAGAAAAUAUUCGAUGAGCGCAAGCAGUAUUUGGCUGAACAGGGUAAGCCAUUGAAGGGUGUCGAACACUUGAAACCGAAGCAAAUCAAGCCCGAGGCUCCCGAAUGGCAACAAACGGUUAAUGCCAAAAAGAGUGAGGAUUACUACAGCAAACUUCAAGAACUAGAAACGGAGCAAUUGCUGAAGGAGACCAAUUUGCGCCAAGAAUCACAUCAAUAUGCGAUACCCGGCGAAAAGAUCGUGCAAAGCUCUGCUGCCAAGGGCAUGGCCAAAUCAUAUGAGGAAAAUUUGGAAGAGCAGUCGUCCGCAACCACUGUCGGUAAGAAGGUUGUAAAGAGACCACCAAUUGAACCCGCUGAAUCAUCCGUGCAUGGCCGCGAAGUGAUAAUGAACAAACAACAGCAAACUCAAAAGGAAGUAGUAGGUGAUUUGGAGAUUACACGUAAAAUUACUGCUACCGAAACUACUGAAAUGGAACAUAAAGGCACCGUGCAGGAGCGCGUUGUCAAGGGUCCAGUACAACCCUCAAAAGCACCUGUGUUCACGAAGAAAAUCCAGCCAUGUCGCGUGUUCGAAAACGAACAAGCCAAAUUUGAAGUGGAAUUCGAUGGCGAACCAAUGCCAACUGUAAAAUGGUACCGUGAAAACUUCCCCAUCAAGAGUUCACCAGAUUUGCAAAUCCACACCUUUAGCGGCAAGUCCAUACUAAUCAUACGCCAGGUUUUCGUCGAGGAUUCGGCCGUAUUCUCAUGUAUCGCUGAGAAUCGUGGAGGUACUGCGAAAUGCAGCGCUAAUUUGGUAGUUGAGGAACGUCGACGUGCCGGCAAGGGUGGUCUUACGCCGCCCAGCUUUGUCAAUGUUAUUCAAAGCACAACAGUAUCCACUGGUCAAUUGGCACGUUUCGACGCCAAGGUAACCGGUUCACGUCCAAUGGAUGUUUAUUGGCUGAAGAAUGGCCAGAAGGUACAGCCAAGCAUCAAAUUCAAAAUGCUUGAAGAGGACAAUCUUUACACGCUUCUCAUUAUCGAACCGUUUGCCGAAGAUUCGGGCCGUUAUGAGUGUGUAGCCGUUAAUGUAGCCGGUGAAGCACGUUGUGAUGCGGAUUGCGUCGUACAAUCACCCACCAAACCCGAGAAACCCACCACACCUGGCAGCGAAAAGCCGCCACAUAUUGUAGAGAAACUGAAGAGCCAAUCCGUGGAAGAAGGUAGCAAAGUGAUCUUCCGUUGCCGCAUUGAAGGCAAACCCACACCAACGGCACGCUGGCUACGCGGUGAAAACAUUGUGAAACCAUCGCGUUACUUCCAAAUGACACGUCAAGGUGAAUACUAUCAACUGGUGAUUUCUGAAGCCUUCCCCGAAGACGAGGGCACAUACAAGUGCGUCGCUGAGAAUAAGCUGGGUAGCAUUCAGACCAGCGCUCAAUUGAAGGUGCGUCCAAUUGAGAAUCUCGAUGCGCCACCAACCAUCACUGCACUGAAGGAUGUCUCCGUGACGGAGGGUAUGCCAGCUCAAUUCAAAACCACCGUUACCGGCAAAGUGAAAGCCACCAGUGUACAAUGGUUCCGUGAGGGUGCUCUUAUACCGGAAACCCCUGAUUUCCAAAUGAUCUUUGAUGGGAAUAGUGCCGUACUACUUAUUGGAACAACUUAUGAGGAGGAUUCGGGCAUUUUCACCGUUCGUGUUACCUCAUCAACUGGACAGGUCGAGUCGUCAGCUAAGUUGACUGUUAAAAAGCGACGCAUUUCGGCCUAUCAAUUACGUCCCAUCGAUUCCGGUGACGAUGAAACCUCAUCGUCAGGGAAAGAAGACAGCUCGCCAGAGUCCCCUCAUCCACAACAACAGCCCGGCCCACCACAGUAUGGUCAAUAUUUGGCCAUCAAUGGGCAAACACCUCAUCAGGGACGUGCACGCACCAAGAAGCCUCGCAGUAAAUCAUUACAACCGCAAUCAAAUAUUGUACCCUGGCGCAAAUCAUCUCGACCUAGACGUGGUCGUUCUUUAGAUAAACAACCCUUCUUCCCCGGUUACAAACCGGAACCAAUUAAGUCAUGGACUGAGGAAACUAUAAGUCUAAAACCAACACCAAUCGAAAAGAAAGUAAUUAAAAAAUUAGAGGCAGCUACAGUUGAGCUCAAGUCCAUUAAGGAUCAACGUAAUCAAGGUUUGAUGAGCAUUGGCGAAACACUUGAUAAAAUUAUAGCCGGCAAGACUGAAAAGGAAGCCAUUCCAUGGGUAGUGAUGCGUGACAAAUUGAAACAUGUCGAAAGUGUGCAAAAACAAUUAGAUAAAUUCGAUUUGGAUGAAGUAUACUUACGACCGAUCGAACAGCCAAUACUCACAGACCAACAAGCACCACAACAGGCGCAACAAGAGCAAAUCGAACGAACCAAAGAGAUUCAACGACUACGCAGUAUGGAGAGUAUUGAAAUUACCGAGAUGACAGAACAGAUCGAAAAAUUAAUAACGAAACAUCAAAAGGAGGGCACUAUUCCAUGGAAGGAAAUGCGUCAACAAUUGAAGAGUGUACAACGUGUUCAUAAUGAAAUCGAGAAGUUCAAAAUUGAAGAAGUUGAAUUACGCCAUCUGCAGGCACAAACCACAACUACAGACGAAGUGAGCAGCGCAACUCACAGCACUGCCUAUAUGACUGUGGAUGAAAGCUCAAAAGGAUCCAUACAAAAAGUUCUUCGCAAGGAGGAUAUCCAACAGUAUGGUGAAGAUGUCACCGAUAUUCAUAAGCAACAAUACAUCAUAAGUGAAGAUAUUAAUAUGCUGAGUGUUGCCGAGCGUGAGAAGCUUGAGGCUCAACGUAUCAUUCAGCAACAGCAAGCAGUAAACUGGCGCCAAGGACGAAAGGUCCCAACGUUGCAACCUCUUACUUCAAUUGAGGAUACUUCAAUAUUAAAGACAGGGGUCACGACUCAAGAACAGCUCACACAAAAUUUACAACAGCAAAAAUACACUACUGUUGAAGACACAAAAAUGAUGAGCAUAGAGGAGUAUGAGCAUCUUCAAAUGAUGAAGCGUACACAAGAAGAUAAGGCGGUCGAAUGGCGUCAACCCAGACAAAGACAAGAGUAUCAAGAAGUUGAGGAUUCUACCAGACUUACAAUGCAAGAGCGCCAAGAUACUGAGGAACAACAAUUCGCGCAACCACAGCCCACUACAUGGGAUCGUGGCAGAAAGAAGUCGCAGCCUAAACAGGUGCAACCUCAAGUGCCACAACCCGCUGAACAAUAUCCAGAACAGCUCAAAACAUACGAGGAAGCUGUUGAUAUACUACCCGAAGAGGCUGUGCCAGCAAAACCAACCGAGCAGCCAUCGGCAGUCAUGUGGGAACGAGGUAGAAAGAAGGUCAUUACGCAACAACAACAAAUCGAUGAAAUUCGGCAAGUCACUGAGGUAGCACAGCAGCAGUUGGUGGAUCAACAGCAAAUUGAGGAAGAGCAACAUAUUCUUGAAGUAGCCAAGAAGACUACCCAACGUAAAAUACUUGCUCCUCGUGAGCCUGAACAGAAGGUAGAACAAGUUGUACUAAAGCCUACCCCCAGGCCACGACCCAAAUUGCCACAAAAGACAGAAGAAGUUCAAAUUCAACCACUGAAACGCACACAGGCUUCACAAAAGUUUGAAGAACAACCGACGCGUGCUUUUGAGGAAGCUGUAGACACACUUGAAGUAGAGGAAACCCCGCAGCAACCAGAGCCACUACAGCCUGUAAUGUGGGAACGAGGAAAAGGAAAACCAAAAAGAGCAGACGAAGAAAUUUCUGAACAGCCAACAAAAGCUUAUGAAGAAGCAGUGGAUGAAAUUUCAGAGCAAGCUUUACCACAACAACCAGAGCAGCCGCAACCAAUAUUGUGGGAACGUGGCAAGAAGAAACCAACGGUUCAAUCACAGGAAGUGCGACAGGUAGAACAACAACAACAAACAAUUGUAGAAGAAACAACUGCAGCAGAUGUUAAGAAAGUUUCACGUAAAGUAAUUCCACAGGAACCAGAGCAAAAAGUGGAGCAGGUCGUACUUAAACCAACACCCAGGCAGAAGCCCAAAGAAACGCCUAAAGCAGAGGAAGUGCAACUUAAACCAGCCAAACGGCCGCAGCCAUCAUUGGCCGCAGAAGCAGAACAACAGAAACCAAUUCAAGCAUACGAGGAAGCUGUUGACGAACUUCCAGAAGGGACACAGCCCCAACAGCCAGAGAAACAAGAACAACCAGUUUUAUGGGAACGUGGCAAAAAGAAGCCGAGCAAACUUGCCGAACAAAAGGUGGAAGAACAACCCUCAAAAGCAUUUGAAGAAGCUGUGGACGAAAUUGUUGAGCAACCUCAAGAGAUUGGAGAAGUUGUGCGGAAAGAGCAAGAAUCUAUUUCGGAAGAACUUGCUAUUGUUGAAGAAACUAAAAAGAAGACUCUUCGCAAAAUAAUUCCUCAAGAGCCAGAACAAAAGAUGGAGGAAGUGGUCCUCAAACCAACUCCUAGACAUAAGCCAAAAGAAGCGCCCAAACCAGAGGAAGUUCAACUGAAACCUCAGCAGAAACAAAUUGCCGCAGAAAAACCUCAACAGCCCACAAAAACAUUUGAGGAGGCUGUUGAUGAAAUAAAAGAAGUAGCUCAAACAGAAGAACAACCAGAACCAGUCAUGUGGGAACGUGGAAAGAAAAAGCCUGCCAAGAUUACUAAAGAUAAGCACGAAGAGGUGUUAGUUCCAGCACAAGAAGAAGUGGUGGACACUUUAGAGGAACCACAACCUGAGCAACCAGAAGAGAAGCCAGUACUAUGGGAACGUGGAAAAAAGAAACCGAAAACACCAAAGGAGGAAGAAGUUGAAAUUAUCGAAACACAAAAAGACGAAUUAAAAGAACAAGAUGUAGUUGAGAAGAAAAAGAUUAAGAAAAUUAAAAAGAGACCUAGUGUUGCGGACGAAUUGGAAGCUGAGCCAAAGGUUGAAGAAGAAGAAACCGUUGAAGAAAUACCAGAAGAAACACAACCAACGAUUGAAGAAACUGAGCAGGAGGUAGAAACAACAGAUGUUGUUGAGAAAAAGGCAAAGAGAAAGCUAAAGAAACCAAAGUCGAAGCAGGAUGAAGAAAUUUUAAUAACUGAAGCUCCAGAAGAAGUAGACGAAGAAACUACAGAAGACAUUAUGUUAGAAGAAACUAUGGAAGAUAAGAAACGAAAGAUCAAAAAGGUUAAGAAACCUAAAAAGGACAAGACUGAGGACGAUGUUCUAGAAAUUCAACCCGAAGAAGAGCAAAUAGAGGAAGAACUUAAACCAGAAGAAACCGUCCCACAGGACAAGCCGCCAAUUAAGCGCAAGAGUAUCAAACCAGAAGAGCCUGAACAGGUCGAAAAGGUUACCCUCAAACCAGUGCCACGCAAGCAGUUACCGAAGCCGGAGCAAGAGAAGCCAGAAGAGGUUACAUUGAAGCCAAUCAAAAGACUCUCCACUUCAGAAGAUGUGCAAAAACCAACAGUAACAGAGAUUGAUUCUUAUGAAGAAGUACCUAAAAAGAUCGUUGAAGAAGUCAUCGAAGAGGUCACCAAGAAACGCAUUAAGAAGAAAAAACCAAAGAAGAAGACAGUUGAAGAGGGAGAGGUAGAGGAAAGCGAGCAGCCCACAGAAGAAGUAGAGCAAGAAGAGGAAGAAGACAUACCGAUCCAAGAAAUUGAAGAACAGCCUCUACAAGAAGUAGUGGAAAUACCAGAAACUACUCCUCAACCCAAAACAAAGCCGACGGCAAUUCCCAUAGAAGAGAAGGUCGAAGAAGUUACCCUCAAGCCCAUCAGGAAAACUAAAAAGGAAAUUCCUGAAGAACAAAUGAUUGAGGAAGUGAAACUUAAACCAGUAAAGCGGCCGCAACAAGUGCCAGAGGAACAGAAACUAGAAGAAAUUGUUCUACAACAUGUCGAAAAACAAGAUGAAGAAAUUAUAGUUGAAGAAAAGAAAAAGGCAAAGAGAGUCAAGAAGCCAAAAACAGAAGAACUUCCAGAAAUUCCAGAUAUAGAACCUGUGCAACUUGAAGAAGCUGAACAUUUUGAUAUUGAAAAGGAGCCCAUUGUAAAGGAACCACAACCGCAAGUACCAUGGAAACGUGGUGAAAAGAAGAAGCCUGUUGAGGAACCUAUUGAAGAGAAACAAUGGCCUAAGGGUAAAAGGAAACCACUACCCGAGGAACAGCCAGAAGAAGUAGCACUCAAGCCAAUACCACAAAAACCAAAAGAGGAACCAGAGAAGCCGAUCAAAGAAGUUUCUGCUCCAAAAUUGAUAACCGAAGAACGACCACAGCCAGAAGAUCAGGAACUCGAAAUUACACCUAUACCCGCUGAAGAUGAAGUCAAGGACGAGAAGCCAAAGAAAGAAAAGAAAAAGAAGCCCAAAAUACGUAAAGCAACUCCGUCAGUUGAUGAAAUAUCUGAAGAAACGGCUGAACCAUUCAAUGAGCCAAUCACUGAAGAAGAUCAAGUGGACGAAAUUCCCAUUGACGAGAUCAAAGAAGUGGCUGUUUCUGAAGAAAUUCUUCCAGAAGAAGAAGUCGCACCAACCGAAGAUAUACUUACCACCAAACAAAAAGCUCAUAAGAAACGUACGAAACGCCUAAAGGAUGCAUCUCUCGAAGAGCAACCAACGCUGCUCGAAGCAGAAAUAGUGGAUCUUGAAGCCGAAGAGAUAAUCACACAAGAAUCUUCACAAGAAAUCUCACAAAAGACCAUUACACUUAAAAAGACUGAUGACAAUCGUCCCCAGUACAUCACUACCGAGCAAUUAAUUGAGCUCGAUGUGGACGAUGUACGUCGAGAUAUUGACAUGAAGAUAACAUCAAAUAUUGUUAAGAAAGAAACCCGACGUACCAUACUGGAUGAUAGUCAGCCGUUACCCGAACUUGAAUUAAUAACACAAAAACGUAUCCAAGAGGGUAUCGAUAUGUUGCCCGAUGAAGAAUUGAUCGAAGAUCAAACCGUACCCCAGAAGGAAGAGACCACAACAUCUGAAGUGCAACGACAAGAACGUAAGCUGGUGCGCAAAAAGAAGAAGGAAAUCAAACCACCUCGAAUUACCGAAAAAUUGCGUCCAGUUAUGUGUACUCCCGAGGCGCCGACAGAAUUGGAGUGUAAAAUUGAGGGCACACCAUUCCCAGAAAUCAGUUGGUACUUCAACGAUGUGCUUUUAUUCGCUUCGGAGAAAUAUGAAAUAACGGUAAUGGAAGACGUGGCCAAAUUAAAGAUCGCCAAGGUUACGCCCAGCGAUGUUGGAGUGUACACCUGCGAAGCACGCAACGAGGCCGGAGUCGCAACGAGUCGAGCCAACAUAACUUUAGAAAAAGAACAAGGCAUUGCACCACAAUUCACUAAGCCACUCAAAAUCGAGUUCACCGAAGAGAAGGAACCCGAAUUGUUGAGAGUCACUGUGACAUGUCAGGUAGUUGGCAAGCCAAUGCCACAAGUCAAGUGGUAUCGCGGCACCGAGGAAGUUAUACCCAACGAAACUGUACAAACAUUUUACAACGAAGAAACCGGCGAUGUCGCUUUGGAAGUCAUUAAUCCAACACCCAAUGAAGCCGUUACAUACUCUGUGCAAGCACAAAACAAUUUCGGACGCGCUAUUGGUAAUGCCAACAUACUUAGCCGCGUCGACGAGGCACCACUGGAGGUAUUAAAACCACCAAAAGUGACACCACUGAGUGCCCAGGUUAUACCCAAUGGUGGUACCUUAUUGUACGAAGCCAAGUAUGAAGGUUCACCACGUCCGGAAAUCACUUGGUUGCGUAAUGGACGAGAGAUACAAAUCAAUGAAGAUGUUACCAUUGAAACCACAGAGACGACCACCAUAAUUAAAAUUGUUAAUAUGAAUCGCAAACGCACAGGCAAAUAUGAAGUUUGUGCAACGAAUAAAGUGGGAGAGGCCAAAUCAUCCGGUUCGGUAAUGGUGACCGAUCAAAAACCCAAUAAUGAGAUUAUACCACCACGCUUCAUACAACCACUACAACCGAAAUUCUUUGACGAGAAUGAAGUGGCCAUUUUAGAAGUUCUAGUAGAAUCAGAACCACUCUCCUCCUUCCAAUGGUUUGUAAAUCUUGAACCCAUCAAGAGUUCAACAGAAUGUCGUAUAGUUUCGCAAGCGAACAAGUCUACACUACUAAUAGAGAACUUCCAGCGGAAAUAUGUCGGUCAUUACACUUGUCGUGCAGAAAAUGUUGGUGGUUCGGUAACGUCAACUGCCACUGUAAAAUUAAUUGAAGAUAGCCCACAAGAAACAGUGGAAGAAUUCGAAUCGCCACGAUUCGUUGAAGAAUUGUUAGAGCCGAUUACGGUAAUGGAUGGCGAGGCGUUAUUACUCACAUGCAAAGUGAUUGGCAAGCCCACGCCGCGUGUGGAAUGGUACCAUAAUGAAGAGAAAGUUGUUGAAACCAAAGAGACGAUUAUAUCACAGGAUGCCGAUGGUAUAUGUCAGUUGCAAAUAACAGAAGUAUUCCCCGAAAACGAUGGCGAAUACAAGUGUGUGGCCAGCAAUAAAAUAGGCGAAGCGCUAACAAAAACAUUUGUUAAUAUACAAGCAUUUGAAUAUAUCCCCGAUUCUGAAAUCACUGGACUCACUGGCUCCGAAGAGGAUCUGCUAGAUAAGACUCUAUCAAUCGACGAACAACCACCGAAAAUCAUUAAGAAAUUACCGGAAAAAAUCGAACCCAAAGAGGGUGAACUAGCGAAAUUGGAAGUUAAAGUAAUUGGCAAACCAAAGCCGAAAAUUAAAUGGAUGCGCGACGACGAGGAGAUAUUCGCUUCUGAAGAAUAUCAAAUCGAAAAUUUCGAAGAUGGCACAUCAGUGCUUGUCAUCAAUCACGUUUAUCCCGAUGAUGUGGGCACUAUUAGUUUUGAGGCUCACAAUCCAUUGGGUGUAGCAGUGACCACGGCGCUCUUUGCGGUUGAAGGCAUCGUUGGAACUAAGGACUAUCGCAAACCGGAGUGGGUUACCCAUAUGGAGGAGAUGCAGAAGGCGCUUAAAGAAGAUGAUAAACAGACCGAAACAACUGUCACUGUUGAAGAAACUCCUGUCGAAGAAGCACCCGAAGAAGUCAAAGAAAUGCCCGAAGAGGUGCGAGUGGUGGAGACCAUCUCAGAAGAUGGCAAACCAAAGAAAAAGAAGAUUCGUACUCGGGUCAUCAAGAAGGUGAAAGGCGACAAACAAGAAGUCACAAAGAUUGAAACCGUCGAAGAAGAUGAUAAACAGCCUGAAACAACUGUCACUGUUGAAGAAACUCCUGUCGAAGAAGCACCCAAGGAAGUAAGAGAAAUGCCCGAAGAGGUACGAAUAGUGGAGACCAUCUCAGAAGAUGGCAAACCAAAGAAAAAGAAGAUUCGUACUCGGGUCAUCAAGAAGGUGAAAGACGACAAACAAGAAGUCACGAAGAUCGAAACCGUCGAAGAAGAUGAUAAACAGCCCGAAACAACUGUCACUGUUGAAGAAACUCCUGUCGAAGAAGCACCCGAAGAAGUCAAAGAAAUUCCCGAAGAGGUGCGAGUGGUGGAGACCAUCUCAGAAGAUGGCAAACCAAAGAAAAAGAAGAUUCGUACUCGGGUCAUCAAAAAGGUGAAAGGCGACAAACAAGAAGUCACGAAGAUUGAAACUGUCGAAGAAGAUGAUAAACAGCCCGAAACAACUGUCACUGUUGAAGAAACUCCUGUCGAAGAAGCACCCGAAGAAGUCAAAGAAAUGCCCGAAGAGGUGCGAGUGGUGGAGACCAUCUCAGAAGAUGGCAAACCAAAGAAAAAGAAGAUUCGUACUCGGGUCAUCAAGAAGGUGAAAGGCGACAAACAAGAAGUCACGAAGAUUGAAACCGUCGAAGAAGAUGAUAAGCAGCCCGAAACAACAGUCACUGUUGAAGAAACUCCUGUCGAAGAAGCACCCAAGGAAGUAAGAGAAAUGCCCGAAGAGGUACGAAUAGUGGAGACCAUCUCAGAAGAUGGCAAACCAAAGAAAAAGAAGAUUCGUACUCGGGUCAUCAAAAAGGUGAAAGGCGACAAACAAGAAGUCACGAAGAUUGAAACUGUCGAAGAAGAUGAUAAACAGCCCGAAACAACUGUCACUGUUGAAGAAACUCCUGUCGAAGAAGCACCCGAAGAAGUCAAAGAAAUGCCCGAAGAGGUGCGAGUGGUGGAGACCAUCUCAGAAGAUGGCAAACCGAAGAAAAAGAAGAUUCGUACUCGGGUCAUCAAAAAGGUGAAAGGCGACAAACAAGAAGUCACGAAGAUUGAAACUGUCGAAGAAGAUGAUAAACAGCCCGAAACAACUGUCACUGUUGAAGAAACUCCUGUCGAAGAAGCACCCGAAGAAGUCAAAGAAAUGCCCGAAGAGGUACGAGUGGUGGAGACCAUCUCAGAAGAUGGCAAACCAAAGAAAAAGAAGAUUCGUACUCGGGUCAUCAAAAAGGUGAAAGGCGACAAACAAGAAGUCACGAAGAUUGAAACUGUCGAAGAAGAUGAUAAACAGCCCGAAACAACUGUCACUGUUGAAGAAACUCCUGUCGAAGAAGCACCCGAAGAAGUCAAAGAAAUGCCCGAAGAGGUGCGAGUGGUGGAGACCAUCUCAGAAGAUGGCAAACCAAAGAAAAAGAAGAUUCGUACUCGGGUCAUCAAGAAGGUGAAAGGCGACAAACAAGAAGUCACGAAGAUUGAAACUGUCGAAGAAGAUGAUAAACAGCCCGAAACAACUGUCACUGUUGAAGAAACUCCUGUCGAAGAAGCACCCGAAGAAGUCAAAGAAAUGCCCGAAGAGGUGCGAGUGGUGGAGACCAUCUCAGAAGAUGGCAAACCAAAGAAAAAGAAGAUUCGUACUCGGGUCAUCAAGAAGGUGAAAGGCGACAAACAAGAAGUCACGAAGAUUGAAACCGUCGAAGAAGAUGAUAAACAGCCCGAAACAACUGUCACUGUUGAAGAAACUCCUGUCGAAGAAGCACCCGAAGAAGUCAAAGAAAUGCCCGAAGAGGUGCGAGUGGUGGAGACCAUCUCAGAAGAUGGCAAACCAAAGAAGAAGAAGAUUCGUACUCGGGUCAUCAAGAAGGUGAAAGGCGACAAACAAGAAGUCACGAAGAUUGAAACCGUCGAAGAAGACGAUAAAAAGCCCGAAACAACUGUCACUGUUGAAGAAACUCCUGUCGAAGAAGCACCCGAAGAAGUCAAAGAAAUGCCCGAAGAGGUGCGAGUGGUGGAGACCAUCUCAGAAGAUGGCAAACCAAAGAAGAAGAAGAUUCGCACUCGAGUCAUCAAGAAGGUGAAGGGCGACAAACAGGAAGUCACGAAGAUUGAAACAGUUGAAGAAGAUGAUAAACAGCCCGAAACAACUGUCACUGUUGAAGAAACUCCUGUCGAAGAAGCACCCGAGGAAGUCAAAGAAAUGCCCGAAGAGGUGCGAGUGGUGGAGACCAUCUCAGAAGAUGGCAAACCAAAGAAAAAGAAGAUUCGUACUCGGGUCAUCAAGAAGAUGAAGGGCGACAAACAAGAAGUCACGAAGAUUGAAACCGUCGAAGAAGAUGAUAAACAGCCCGAAACAACUGUCACUGUUGAAGAAACUCCUCUCGAAGAAGUCAAAGAAAUGCCCGAAGAGGUACGAGUGGUGGAGACCAUCUCAGAAGAUGGCAAACCAAAGAAGAAGAAGAUUCGUACUCGUGUCAUCAAGAAGGUGAAGGGUGACAAACAAGAAGUUACGAAGAUAGAGACAAUCGAAGAAGAUGAUAAACAGCCCGAAACAACAGUCACUGUUGAAGAAGCCCCUGUCGACGAGGCCCUCGAGGAAGUCAAGGAAUUGCCCGAAGAGGUGCGAGUAGUGGAGACCAUCGCAGAAGAUGGCAAACCAAAGAAGAUGAAGAUUCGUACUCGUGUCAUCAAGAAGGUGAAGGGUGACAAACAAGAGGUGACGCAGAUACAAACAGUUGAAGAAGAUGAUAAACAGCCUGAAACAACUGUCACUGUUGAAGAAACUCCUGUGGAAGAAGCACCCGAAGAAGUCAAAGAACUGCCCGAGGAGAUACGAGUGGUGGAGACCAUCUCAGAAGAUGGCAAACCAAAGAAAACGAAGAUUCGUACUCGUGUCAUCAAGAAGGUGAAGGGUGACAAACAAGAAGUCACGAAGAUUGAAACCGUCGAAGAAGAUGAUAAAAAGCCCGAAACAACUGUCACUGUUGAAGAAACUCCUGUCGAAGAAGCACCCGAGGAAGUCAAAGAAAUGCCCGAAGAGGUGCGAGUAGUGGAGACCAUCUCAGAAGAUGGCAAACCAAAGAAGAAGAAGAUUCGCACUCGUGUCAUCAAGAAGGUGAAGGGCGACAAACAGGAAGUCACGAAAAUCGAAACAGUUGAAGAAGAUGAUAAACAGCCAGAAACAACUGUCACUGUUGAAGAAACUCCUGUCGAAGAAGCACCCGAGGAAGUCAGAGAAAUGCCCGAAGAGGUGCGAGUGGUGGAGACCAUCUCAGAAGAUGGCAAACCAAAGAAGAAAAAGAUUCGCACUCGUGUCAUCAAGAAGGUGAAGGGCGACAAACAGGAAGUCACGAAAAUCGAAACAGUUGAAGAAGAUGAUAAACAGCCAGAAACAACUGUCACUGUUGAAGAAACUCCUGUCGAAGAAGCACCCGAGGAAGUCAAGGAAUUGCCCGAAGAGGUGCGAGUGGUGGAGACCAUCUCAGAAGAUGGCACACCAAAGAAAAAGAAGAUUCGCAUUCGCGUCAUCAAGAAGGUGAAGGGCGACAAACAGGAAGUCACGAAGAUUGAAACAGUUGAAGAAGAUGAUAAACAGCCCGAAACAACUGUCACUGUUGAAGAAGCUCCUGUCGAAGAAGCACCCGAGGAAGUCAAAGAAAUGCCCGAAGAGGUGCGAGUGGUGGAAACCAUCUCAGAAGAUGGCAAGCCAAAGAAAAAGAAGAUUCGUACUCGUGUCAUCAAGAAGGUGAAGGGCGACAAACAAGAAGUCACGAAGAUUGAAACCGUCGAAGAAGAUGAUAAACAGCCCGAAACAACAGUCACUGUUGAAGAAACUCCUGUCGAGGAAUCACCCGAGGAAGUCAGAGAAAUGCCCGAAGAGGUGCGAGUGGUGGAGACCAUCUCAGAAGAUGGCAAACCAAAGAAGAAGAAGAUUCGCACUCGAGUCAUCAAGAAGGUAAAGGGCGACAAACAGGAAGUCACGAAAAUCGAAACAGUUGAAGAAGAUGAUAAAAAGCCUGAAACAACAGUCACUGUUGAAGAAGCCCCUGUCGACGAGGCAUUCGAGGAAGUCAAGGAAUUGCCCGAAGAGGUGCGAGUGGUGGAGACCAUCUCAGAAGAUGGCAAACCAAAGAAGAAGAAGAUUCGCACUCGCGUCAUCAAGAAGGUGAAGGGUGACAGACAAGAAGUCACGAAGAUUGAAACCGUCGAAGAAGAUGAUAAACAGCCCGAAACAACUGUUACUGUUGAAGAAACUCCUCUCGAAGAAGUCAAAGAAAUGCCCGAAGAGGUACGAGUGGUGGAGACCAUCUCAGAAGGUGGCAAACCAAAGAAAAAGAAGAUUCAUACUCGAGUCAUAAAGAAGGUGAAGGGCGACAAACAGGAAGUCACGAAGAUCGAAACCGUCGAAGAAGAUGAUAAACAGCCCGAAACAACUGUCACUGUUGAAGAAACUCCUGUCGAAGAAGCACCCGAAGAAGUCAAAGAAAUGCCCGAAAAGGUGCGAGUGGUGGAGACCAUCUCAGAAGAUGGCAAACCAAAGAAGAAGCAGAUUCGCACUCGUGUCAUCAAGAAGGUGAAGGGCGACAAACAGGAAGUCACGAAGAUUGAAACAGUUGAAGAAGAUGAUAAAAAGCCUGAAACAACAGUCACUGUUGAAGAAGCCCCUGUCGACGAGGCAUUCGAGGAAGUCAAGGAAUUGCCCGAAGAAGUGCGAGUGGUGGAGACCAUCUCAGAAGAUGGCAAAUCAAAGAAGAAGAAGAUUCGCACUCGCGUCAUCAAGAAGGUGAAGGGCGACAAACAGGAAGUCACGAAGAUUGAAACAGUUGAAGAAGAUGAUAAACAGCCCGAAACAACUGUCACUGUUGAAGAAACUCCUGUCGAAGAAGCACCCGAGGAAGUCAGAGAAAUGCCCGAAGAGGUGCGAGUGGUGGAAACCAUCUCAGAAGAUGGCAAACCAAAGAAGAAGAAGAUUCGCACUCGUGUCAUCAAGAAGGUGAAGGGCGACAAACAGGAAGUCACGAAGAUUGAAACAGUUGAAGAAGAUGAUAAACAGCCCGAAACAACAGUCACUGUUGAAGAAACUCCUGUCGAAGAAGCACCCGAGGAAGUCAGAGAAAUGCCCGAAGAAGUGCGAGUGGUGGAGACCAUCACAGAAGAUGGCAAACCAAAGAAGAAGAAGAUUCGCACUCGCGUCAUCAAGAAGGUGAAGGGCGACAAACAGGAAGUCACGAAGAUUGAAACAGUUGAAGAAGAUGAUAAACAGCCCGAAACAACAGUCACUGUUGCAGAAACCCCUGUCGACGAAGCAUUCGAGGAAGUCAAGGAAUUGCCCGAACAGGUGCGAGUGGUGGAGACCAUCUCAGAAGAUGGCAAACCACAGAAGAAGAAGAUUCGUACUCGCGUCAUCAAGAAGGUGAAGGGCGACAAACAGGAAGUCACGAAAAUCGAAACAGUUGAAGAAGAUGAUAAACAGCCCGAAACAACUGUCACUGUUGAAGAAACUCCUGUCGAAGAAGCACCCGAGGAAGUCAGAGAAAUGCCCGAAGAGGUGCGAGUGGUGGAGACCAUCUCAGAAGAUGGCAAACUAAAGAAGAAGAAGAUUCGCACUCGCGUCAUCAAGAAGGUGAAGGGCGACAAACAGGAAGUCACAAAGAUUGAAACCGUCGAAGAAGAUGAUAAACAGCCCGAAACAACAGUCACUGUUGAAGAAACCCCUGUCGACGAAGCACCCGAGGAAGUCAGAGAAAUGCCCGAAGAGGUGCGAGUGGUGGAGACCAUCUCAGAAGAUGGCAAACCAAAGAAGAAGAAGAUUCGCACUCGUGUCAUCAAGAAGGUGAAGGGCGACAAACAGGAAGUCACGAAAAUCGAAACAGUUGAAGAAGAUGAUAAACAGCCUGAAACAAUUGUCACUGUUGAAGAAACUCCUGUCGAAGAAGCACCCGAGGAAGUCAGAGAAAUGCCCGAAGAGGUGCGAGUGGUGGAGACCAUCUCAGAAGAUGGCAAACCAAAGAAGAAGAAGAUUCGCACUCGCGUCAUCAAGAAGGUGAAGGGCGACAAACAGGAAGUCACAAAGAUUGAAACCGUCGAAGAAGAUGAUAAACAGCCUGAAACAACAGUCACUGUUGAAGAAACCCCUGUCGACGAAGCAUUCGAGGAAGUCAAGGAAUUGCCCGAAGAGGUGCGAGUGGUGGAGACCAUCUCAGAAGAUGGCAGACCAAAGAAGAAAAAGAUUCGAACUCGUGUCAUCAAGAAGGUGAAGGGCGACAAACAGGAAGUCACGAAGAUUGAAACAGUUGAAGAAGAUGAUAAAAAGCCCGAAACAACAGUCACUGUUGAAGAAACUCCUGUCGAAGAAGCACCCGAGGAAGUCAGAGAAAUGCCCGAAGAGGUGCGAGUGGUGGAGACCAUCUCCGAAGAUGGCAGACCAAAGAAGAAGAAGAUUCGAACUCGAGUCAUCAAGAAGGUGAAGGGCGACAAACAGGAAGUCACGAAGAUUGAAACAGUUGAAGAAGAUGAUAAAAAGCCCGAAACAACAGUCACUGUUGAAGAAACCCCUGUCGACGAAGCAUUCGAGGAAGUCAAGGAAUUGCCCGAAGAGGUGCGAGUGGUGGAGACCAUCUCCGAAGAUGGCAGACCAAAGAAGAAGAAGAUUCGUACUCGCGUCAUCAAGAAGGUGAAGGGCGACAAACAGGAAGUCACGAAGAUUGAAACAGUUGAAGAAGAUGAUAAACAGCCCGAAACAACUGUCACUGUUGAAGAAACUCCUGUCGAAGAAGCUCCCGAGGAAGUCAGAGAAAUGCCCGAAGAGGUGCGAGUGGUGGAGACCAUCUCAGAAGAUGGCAAACCAAAGAAAAAGAAGAUUCGUACUCGGGUCAUCAAGAAGGUGAAGGGCGACAAACAGGAAGUCACGAAGAUUGAGACAGUUGAAGAAGAUGAUAAACAGCCCGAAACAACAGUCACUGUUGAAGAAACUCCUGUCGAGGAAUCACCUGAGGAAGUCAGAGAAAUGUCCGAAGAGGUACGAGUAGUGGAGACCAUCUCAGAAGAUGGCAAACCAAAGAAAAAGAAGAUUCGUACUCGUGUCAUCAAGAAGGUAAAGGGCGACAAACAAGAAGUCACGAAGAUUGAAACAGUUGAAGAAGAUGAUAAACUGCCCGAAACAACUGUCACUGUGGAAGAAACUCCUGUCGAGGAAUCACCUGAGGAAGUCAGAGAAAUGCCCGAAGAGGUACGAGUAGUGGAGACCAUCUCAGAAGAUGGCAAACCAAAGAAAAAGAAGAUUCGUACUCGUGUCAUCAAGAAGGUAAAGGGCGACAAACAGGAAGUCACGAAAAUCGAAACAGUUGAAGAAGAUGAUAAACAGCCCGAAACAACUGUCACUGUUGAAGAAACUCCUGUCGAGGAAUCACCCGAGGAAGGUAGAGAAAUGCCCGAAGAGGUACGAGUAGUGGAGACCAUCUCAGAAGAUGGCAAACCAAAGAAGAAGAAGAUUCGUACUCGAGUCAUCAAGAAGGUGAAGGGCGACAAACAGGAAGUCACGAAAAUCGAAACAGUUGAAGAAGAUGAUAAACAACUUGAAACAACAGUUACUGUUGAAGAAGCUCCUGUCGAGCAAUCACCCGAGGAAGUCAGAGAAAUGCCCGAGGAGGUGCGAGUGGUGGAGACCAUCUCAGAAGAUGGCAAACCAAAGAAGAAGAAGAUUCGUACUCGUGUCAUCAAGAAAGUGAAGGGCGACAAACAGGAAGUCACGAAAAUCGAAACAGUUGAAGAAGAUGAUAAACAGCCCGAAACAACAGUUACUGUUGAAGAAACUCCUGUCGAGGAAUCACCCGAGGAAGUCAGAGAAAUGCCCGAAGAGGUACGAGUAGUGGAGACCAUCUCAGAAGAUGGCAAACCAAAGAAGAAGAAGAUUCGUACUCGUGUCAUCAAGAAGGUGAAGGGCGACAAACAAGAAGUCACGACGAUUGAAACCGUCGAAGAAGAUAAUAAACAGCCUGAAACAACAGUCACUGUUGAAGAAACUCCUGUCGAAGAAGCACCUGAGGAAGUCAGCGAAAUGCCCGAAGAGGUGCGAGUGGUGGAGACCAUCUCAGAAGAUGGGAAACCAAAGAAGAAGAAGAUUCGUACUCGUGUCAUCAAGAAGGUGAAGGGCGACAAACAGGAAGUCACGAAAAUCGAAACAGUUGAGGAAGAUGAUAAACAGCCUGAAACAACAGUUACUGUUGAAGAAACUCCUGUCGAGGAAUCACCUGAGGAAGUCAGAGAAAUGCCCGAAGAGGUACGAGUAGUGGAGACCAUUUCAGAAGAUGGCAAGCCAAAGAAAAAGAAGAUUCGUACUCGUGUCAUCAAGAAGGUAAAGGGCGACAAACAGGAAGUAACGAAGAUUGAGACAGUUGAAGAAGAUGAUAAACAGCCCGAAACAACAGUCACUGUUGAAGAAGCUCCUGUCGAGGAAUCACCUGAGGAAGUCAGAGAAAUGCCCGUAGAGGUGCGAGUAGUGGAAACCAUCUCAGAAGAUGGCAAGCCAAAGAAAAAGAAGAUUCGUACUCGUGUCAUCAAGAAGGUGAAGGGCGACAAACAAGAAGUCACGAAGAUUGAAACCUUCGAAGAAGAUGAUAAACAGCCCGAAACAACAGUCACUGUUGAAGAAACUCCUGUCGAGGAAUCACCCGAGGAAGUCAGAGAAAUGCCCGAAGAGGUGCGAGUGGUGGAGACCAUCUCAGAAGAUGGCAAACCAAAGAAGAAGAAGAUUCGCACUCGAGUCAUCAAGAAGGUAAAGGGCGACAAACAGGAAGUCACGAAAAUCGAAACAGUUGAAGAAGAUGGUAAACAGCCCGAAACAACUGUCACUGUUGAAGAAACUCCUGUGGAAGAAGCUCCCGAGGAAGUCAGAGAAAUGCCCGAAGAGGUACGAGUAGUGGAGACCAUCUCAGAAGAUGGCAAACUAAAAAAAAAGAAGGUUCGUACUCGUAUCAUCAAGAAGGUGAAGGGCGACAAACAGGAAGUCACGAAAAUCGAAACAGUUGAAGAAGAUGAUAAACAGCCUGAAACAACAGUUACUGUUGAAGAAACUCCUGUCGAGGAAUCACCCGAGGAAGUCAGAGAAAUGCCCGAAGAGGUGCGAGUGGUGGAGACCAUCUCAGAAGAUGGCAAACCAAAGAAGAAGAAGAUUCGCACUCGAGUCAUCAAGAAGGUGAAGGGCGACAAACAGGAAGUCACGAAAAUCGAAACAGUUGAAGAAGAUGACAAACAGCCCGAAACAACAGUCACUGUUGAAGAAAUUCCUGUCGAAGAAGCACCGGAGGAAGUCAGAGAGAUGCCCGAAGAGGUGCGAGUGGUGGAAACCAUCUCAGAAGAUGGCAAACCAAAGAAGAAGAAGAUUCGUACUCGAGUCAUCAAGAAGGUGAAGGGCGACAAACAGGAAGUCACGAAAAUCGAAACAGUUGAAGAAGAUGAUAAACAGCCUGAAACAACAGUUACUGUUGAAGAAACUCCUGUCGAGGAAUCACCCGAGGAAGUCAGAGAAAUGCCCGAAGAGGUGCGAGUGGUGGAGACCAUCUCAGAAGAUGGCAAACCAAAGAAGAAGAAGAUUCGCACUCGCGUCAUCAAGAAGGUGAAGGGCGACAAACAGGAAGUCACGAAGAUUGAGACAGUUGAAGAAGAUGAUAAACAGCCCGAAACAACUGUCACUGUUGAAGAAACUCCUGUCGAAGAAACACCCGAGGAAGUCAGCGAAAUGCCUGAAGAGGUGCGAGUGGUGGAGACCAUCUCUGAAGAUGGCAAACCAAAGAAGAAGAAGAUUCGUACUCGUGUCAUCAAGAAGGUAAAGGGCGACAAACAGGAAGUAACGAAGAUUGAGACGGUUGAAGAAGAUGAUAAACAGCCCGACACAACUGUCACUGUUGAAGAAACUCCUGUCGAGGAAUCACCUGAGGAAGUCAAAGAAAUUUCCGAAGAGGUACGAGUAGUGGAGACGAUCUCAGAAGAUGGCAAACCAAAGAAGAAGAAGAUUCGUACUCGAGUCAUAAAGAAGGUGAAGGGCGACAAACAGGAAGUAACGAAAAUCGAAACAGUUGAAGAAGAUGAUAAACAGCCCGAAACAACAGUCACUGUUGAAGAAACUCCUGUCGAAGAAACACCCGAGGAAGUCAGAGAAAUGCCCGAAGAGGUGCGAGUGGUGGAGACCAUCUCAGAAGAUGGCAAACCAAAGAAGAAGAAGAUUCGUACUCGUGUCAUCAAGAAGGUCAAGGGCGACAAACAGGAAGUCACGAAAAUCGAAACAGUUGAAGAAGAUGGUAAACAGCCCGAAACAACUGUCACUGUUGAAGAAACUCCUGUGGAAGAAGCUCCCGAGGAAGUCAGAGAAAUGCCCGAAGAGGUACGAGUAGUGGAGACCAUCUCAGAAGAUGGCAAACCAAAGAAGAAGAAGAUUCGUACUCGUGUCAUCAAGAAGGUAAAGGGCGACAAACAGGAAGUCACGAAAAUCGAAACAGUUGAAGAAGAUGAUAAACAGCCCGAAACAACUGUCACUGUUGAAGAAACUCCUGUCGAAGAAACACCCGAGGAAGUCAGAGAAAUGCCUGAAGAGGUGCGAGUGGUGGAGACCAUCUCAGAAGAUGGCAAACCAAAGAAGAAGAAGAUUCGUACUCGUGUCAUCAAGAAGGUAAAAGGCGACAAACAGGAAGUCACGAAAAUCGAAACAGUUGAAGAAGAUGAUAAACAGCCUGAAACAACAGUUACUGUUGAAGAAACUCCUGUCGAGGAAUCACCCGAGGAAGUCAGAGAAAUGCCCGAAGAGGUGCGAGUGGUGGAAACCAUCUCAGAAGAUGGCAAACCAAAGAAGAAGAAGAUUCGUACUCGUGUCAUCAAGAAGGUGAAGGGCGACAAACAGGAAAUCACGAAAAUCGAAACAGUUGAAGAAGAUGACAAACUGCCCGAAACAACAGUCACUGUUGAAGCAAUUCCUGUCGAAGAAACACCCGAGGAAAUCAAAGAAAUGCCCGAAGAGGUGCGAGUGGUGGAAACCAUCUCAGAAGAUGGCAAACCAAAGAAGAAGAAGAUUCGUACUCGUGUCAUCAAGAAGGUGAAGGGCGACAAACAGGAAAUCACGAAAAUCGAAACAGUUGAAGAAGAUGACAAACAGCCCGAAACAACUGUCACUGUUGAAGAAACUCCUGUCGAGGAAGCACCUGAGGAAGUCAAAGAAAUGCCCGAAGAGGUACGAGUAGUAGAGACCAUCUCAGAAGAUGGCAAACCAAAGAAGAAGAAGAUUCGUACUCGAGUCAUAAAGAAGGUGAAGGGCGACAAACAGGAAGUCACGACAAUCGAAACAGUUGAAGAAGAUGAUAAACAGCCUGAAGCAACAGUUACUGUUGAAGAAACUCCUGUCGAGGAAUCACCCGAGGAAGUCAGAGAAAUGCCCGAAGAGGUGCGAGUGGUGGAAACCAUCUCAGAAGAUGGCAAACCAAAGAAGAAGAAGAUUCGUACUCGUGUCAUCAAGAAGGUGAAGGGCGACAAACAGGAAAUCACGAAAAUCGAAACAGUUGAAGAAGAUGACAAACUGCCCGAAACAACAGUCACUGUUGAAGAAAUUCCUGUCGAAGAAGCUCCCGAGGAAGUCAAAGAAUUGCCUGAAGAGGUGCGAGUGGUGGAGACCAUCUCAGAAGAUGGAAAACCAAAGAAGAAGAAGAUUCGUACUCGAGUCAUCAAGAAGGUGAAGGGCGACAAACAGGAAGUCACGAAAAUCGAAACAGUUGAAGAAGAUGAUAAACAGCCUGAAACAACAGUUACUGUUGAAGAAACUCCUGUCGAGGAAUCACCCGAGGAAGUCAGAGAAAUGCCUGAAGAGGUGCGAGUGGUGGAGACCAUCUCAGAAGAUGGCAAGCCAAAGAAGAAAAAGAUUCGUACUCGAGUCAUAAAGAAGGUGAAGGGCGACAAACAGGAAGUCACGAAAAUCGAAACAGUUGAAGAAGAUGACAAACUGCCCGAAACAACAGUCACUGUUGAAGAAAUUCCUGUCGAAGAAGCUCCCGAGGAAGUCAAAGAAUUGCCUGAACAGGUGCGAGUGGUGGAGACCAUCUCAGAAGAUGGCAAACCAAAGAAGAAGAAGAUUAGUACUCGAGUCAUCAAGAAGGUGAAGGGCGACAAACAGGAAGUCACGAAAAUCGAAACAGUUGAAGAAGAUGACAAACUGCCCGAAACAACAGUCACUGUUGAAGAAAUUCCUGUCGAAGAAGCUCCCGAGGAAGUCGAAGAAUUGCCUGAAGAAGUGCGAGUGGUGGAGACCAUCUCAGAAGAUGGCAAACCAAAGAAGAAGAAGAUUCGUACUCGUGUCAUCAAGAAGGUGAAGGGCGACAAACAGGAAGUCCCGAAAAUCGAAACAGUUGAAGAAGAUGACAAACUGCCCGAAACAACAGUCACUGUUGAAGAAAUUCCUGUCGAAGAAGCUCCCGAGGAAGUCAAAGAAUUGCCUGAAGAGGUGCGAGUGGUGGAGACUAUCUCAGAAGAUGGCAAGCCAAAGAAGAAGAAGAUUCGUACUCGAGUCAUCAAGAAGGUGAAGGGCGACAAACAGGAAGUCACGAAAAUCGAAACAGUUGAAGAAGAUGAUAAACAGCCUGAAACAACAGUUACUGUUGAAGAAACUCCUGUCGAGGAGUCACCCGAGGAAGUCAGAGAAAUGCCCGAAGAGGUGCGAGUGGUGGAAACCAUCUCAGAAGAUGGCAAACCAAAGAAGAAGAAGAUUCGUACUCGUGUCAUCAAGAAGGUGAAGGGCGACAAACAGGAAAUCACGAAAAUCGAAACAGUUGAAGAAGAUGACAAACUGCCCAAAACAACAGUCACUGUUGAAGCAAUUCCUGUCGAAGAAACACCCGAGGAAGUCAAAGAAUUGCCUGAAGAGGUGCGAGUGGUGGAGACCAUCUCAGAAGAUGGCAAGCCAAAGAAGAAGAAGAUUCGUACUCGAGUCAUAAAGAAGGUGAAGGGCGACAAACAGGAAGUCACGAAAAUCGAAACAGUUGAAGAAGAUGACAAACUGCCCGAAACAACAGUCACUGUUGAAGAAAUUCCUGUCGAAGAAGCUCCCGAGGAAGUCAAAGAAUUGCCUGAAGAGGUGCGAGUGGUAGAGACCAUCUCAGAAGAUGGCAAACCAAAGAAGAAGAAGAUUCGUGUUCGAGUCAUCAAGAAGGUGAAGGGCGACAAACAGGAAGUCACGAAAAUCGAAACAGUUGAAGAAGAUGAUAAACAGCCUGAAACAACAGUUACUGUUGAAGAAACUCCUGUCGAGGAAUCACCCGAGGAAGUCAGAGAAAUGCCCGAAGAGGUGCGAGUGGUGGAGACCAUCUCAGAAGAUGGCAAGCCAAAGAAGAAAAAGAUUCGUACUCGAGUCAUAAAGAAGGUGAAGGGCGACAAGCAGGAAGUCACGAAAAUCGAAACAAUUGAAGAAGAUGACAAACUGCCCGAAACAACAGUCACUGUUGAAGAAAUUCCUGUCGAAGAAGCUCCCGAGGAAGUCAAAGAAUUGCCUGAAGAGGUGCGAGUGGUGGAGACCAUCUCAGAAGAUGGCAAACCAAAGAAGAAGAAGAUUCGUACUCGAGUCAUCAAGAAGGUGAAGGGCGACAAACAGGAAGUCACGAAAAUCGAAACAGUUGAAGAAAAUGAUAAACAGCCCGAAACAACAGUUACCGUUGAAGAAACUCCUGUCGAGGAUUCACCCGAGGAAGUCAGAGAAAUGCCCGAAGAGGUGCGAGUGGUGGAAACCAUCUCAGAAGAUGGCAAACCAAAGAAGAAGAAGAUUCGUACUCGUGUCAUCAAGAAGGUGAAGGGCGACAAACAGGAAGUCACGAAAAUCGAAACAGUUGAAGAAGAUGACAAACUGCCCGAAACAACAGUCACUGUUGAAGAAAUUCCUGUCGAAGAAGCUCCCGAGGAAGUCAAAGAAUUGCCUGAAGAGGUGCGAGUGGUGGAGACCAUCUCAGAAGAUGGCAAACCAAAGAAGAAGAAGAUUCGUACUCGUGUCAUCAAGAAGGUGAAGGGCGACAAACAGGAAGUCACGAAAAUCGAAACAGUUGAAGAAGAUGACAAACUGCCCGAAACAACAGUCACUGUUGAAGAAAUUCCUGUCGAAGAAGCUCCCGAGGAAGUCAAAGAAUUGCCUGAAGAGGUGCGAGUGGUGGAGACCAUCUCAGAAGAUGGCAAACCAAAGAAGAAGAAGAUUCGUACUCGAGUCAUCAAGAAGGUGAAGGGCGACAAACAGGAAGUCACGAAAAUCGAAACAGUUGAAGACGAUGACAAACUGCCCGAAACAACAGUCACUGUUGAAGAAAUUCCUGUCGAAGAAACACCCGAGGAAGUCAAAGAAUUGCCUGAAGAGGUGCGAGUGGUGGAGACUAUCUCAGAAGAUGGCAAGCCAAAGAAGAAGAAGAUUCGUACUCGAGUCAUAAAGAAGGUGAAGGGCGACAAACAGGAAGUCACGAAAAUCGAAACAGUUGAAGAAGAUGACAAACUGCCCGAAACAACAGUCACUGUUGAAGAAAUUCCUGUCGAAGAAGCUCCCGAGGAAGUCAAAGAAUUGCCUGAAGAGGUGCGAGUGGUGGAGACCAUCUCAGAAGAUGGCAAACCAAAGAAGAAGAAGAUUCGUACUCGAGUCAUCAAGAAGGUGAAGGGUGACAAACAGGAAGUCACGAAAAUCGAAACAGUUGAAGAAGAUGAUAAACAGCCUGAAACAACAGUUACUGUUGAAGAAACUCCUGUCGAGGAAUCACCCGAGGAAGUCAGAGAAAUGCCCGAAGAGGUGCGAGUGGUGGAGACCAUCUCAGAAGAUGGCAAACCAAAGAAGAAGCAGAUUCGUACUCGUGUCAUCAAGAAGGUGAAGGGCGACAAACAGGAAGUCACGAAAAUCGAAACAGUUGAAGAAGAUGAUAAACAGCCUGAAACAACAGUUACUGUUGAAGAAACUCCUGUCGAGGAAUCACCCGAGGAAGUCAGAGAAAUGCCCGAAGAGGUGCGAGUGGUGGAAACCAUCUCAGAAGAUGGCAAACCAAAGAAGAAAAAGAUUCGUACUCGUGUCAUCAAGAAGGUGAAGGGCGACAAACAGGAAGUCACGAAAAUCGAAACAGUUGAAGAAGAUGACAAACUGCCCGAAACAACAGUCACUGUUGAAGAAAUUCCUGUCGAAGAAGCACCCGAGGAAGUCAAAGAGUUGCCUGAAGAGGUGCGAGUGGUGGAGACCAUCUCAGAAGAUGGCAAACCAAAGAAGAAGAAGAUUCGUACUCGAGUCAUAAAGAAGGUGAAGGGCGACAAACAGGAAGUCACGAAAAUCGAAACAGUUGAAGGAGAUGACAAACGGCCCGAAACAACAGUCACUGUUGAAGAAAUUCCUGUCGAAGAAGCUCCCGAGGAAGUCAAAGAAUUGCCUGAAGAGGUGCGAGUGGUGGAGACCAUCUCAGAAGAUGGCAAACCAAAGAAGAAGAAGAUUCGUACUCGAGUCAUCAAGAAGGUGAAGGGCGACAAACAGGAAGUAACGAAAAUCGAAACAGUUGAAGAAGAUGAUAAACAGCCCGAAACAACAGUUACUGUCAAAGAAACUCUUGUCGAGGAAUCACCCGAAGAAGGCGAAGAAUUGCCCGAAGAGGUUCGAGUGGUGGAGACCAUCUCAGAAGAUGGCAAACCAAAGAAGAAGAAAAUUCGUACUCGUGUCAUCAAGAAGAUGAAGGGCGACAAACAAGAGGUCACAAAGGUUGAAACCGUCGAAGAAGAUGAUAAACAGCCCCAAACAACAGUUACUGUUGAAGAAGUUCCAGUCGAAGAAGCACCCGAAGAAGUCAAGGAAUUGCCCGAGGAGGUACGAGUGGUGGAAACCAUGUCAGAAGACGGCAAACUAAAGAAGAAGAAGAUUCGUACUCGUGUCAUCAAGAAGGUGAAGGGCGACAAACAAGAGGUCACGAAGAUUGAAACCGUCGAAGAAGACGACAAGCAGCCCGAAACCACUGUCACAGUGGAAGAAAUGCCAUUUGAGGAAGCUCCCGAACAAGUUGAGGAAAUACCUGAAGUAGUGGAAGUGGUUGAAACCACAUCCAAAGACGGAAAGCCUAAAAUUAAGAAGAUCCGUACCAGAGUCAUUAAGAGGAUAAAAGGUGAUAAGCAAGCGGUGACGAAGAUUGAGACCGUCGAAGAAAAUGAUCAGCAGCCUAAAACAACUAUCACAGUUGAAGAAACUCCUGUCGAAGAAGCACCCGAGGACGUCAAAGAAAUGCCCGAAGAGGUACGAGUGGUGGAGACCAUCUCAGAAGACGGCAAACCAAAAAAGAAAAAGAUUCGUACUCGUGUCAUCAAGAAGGUGAAAGGUGACAAACAGGAGGUUACCAAAAUUGAAACCGUCGAAGAAGACGACAAACAGCCCGAAACCACUGUCACUGUAGAAGAGACUCCUAUUAUUGAAGUCAUAUCCCAGUCCCGAUUGAAGAAAAGAAUACGAGUGCAAAAACCCACUGACGAGGUGUCUGUCGUAGAACUUCCAGAACAAAAAUCAGUGGUCAUGUCUGAAAAAGAAGAUGGUACACCUACCAAGACUGUAAUUAGAACAAAAAUUAUUAAAAAAAUUGAUGGACCUAAAAUGGAGAUUACUAAAGUUGAAACCAUUGAGGAAUUUGAAAAAAUGCCUGUCACUAAAGUCAGUGUGCAAGAAUAUGAUAAACCCUUCCCGGAAGUAGAGCCAAGCAAAGAAGAUGAGGCAGUCCCAAUUCAAGAGCUUCCGGAAGAGAUUAUAAUAUCGGAAUUAGUUGAUAAAUAUAAAACACCAAAACAAAAGAUAACCAAAACAAGAACAUUUAAGAAAGAAGUGUCCCCUGAGCCGGAAUUUUAUCAAAUUCAAACUAUUGAGGAGGAAGGAAAGGAACCAUAUUCUCUCAUUCGUGUUGUUAGUGACGAUAGCAUUGCUGAUAUAAUUGAUAUCAGCCUAUUAGAGGACGAAAAGAAACCUACACACAGAAAAUCCAAAACACUACAAAAAUCUAAGGAGGAAAAACCUACACCUGAACACUUUACAAAGGAAAAACCAGUUUUCGUUACUACAUUCAAAUCAGUCCAAAAUGAAGACGGCGAAACUAUUAUUGAAACAGAAAAUAAAAAAAUUACUGAGGAGGAAGGCAUCGUCGUCGAAGAAGUCCUUAGCGAUACUGAACCAGUUAUAUAUGAGGAUCAAACUGCCUUAAAGAAUGUUGAAAUAGUAGAAGUCGACGGAUACACAGACCAUGAUAGCAAAGAGUACACAAUUACAGAACCAGAUGAUGUCACUGAAGACAUUACACAAACACCUGAUACAGAUAAGAAACCGAAACAUAGAGUUAAACAAAAAAUGACACAUAAAACAUUUGAAAACAUCGACGAAUCUCCAGACGAAGUAGUUAUCGAAUAUAUGCCUACAGAGGUGUUCGAAGUACAACGACCUAUGGAUUUGAAUGAAAAAGAUUUAAAUGAACCUAAAAUAACUAUGGUUAAAAAGCGAAAAAUUAAGAAAAAGGUUGGUGGUCAUGAACAAAUAAUUGAGGUUGUAACUACAAAAGAAGAAGGUAAAGAUGAGGAAAAUACAGUGGUCGUUCAUUCGGAAGAUGAUGAAAAGCCUAAAGAUAUUCAACUGACAGAUUACCGUGUCCAGAUCGUUGAAAACGUGGAUGGUUCUCCUAAACCGGCCGUUGAAGAGAAAUCGAAAUUAAAGAAGAAGCGAAAGCCUAAAAAAAUAGUGAAAAAGGAUGACUUGGAUGAAUACAUUCAAUUCUUAAUACAACAAGAAAUACCUAAAACUGUUCUUCAGGAAUAUAUGCCCAUCGAUAUGGAGAAGCCGCAGAGGGCUCGCAGUGACUCAACUACGGCAAAGAAACCAAUUAAAUUGAUACCAAUGAAAAUUGAAAAUGUUGAGGUCAAAAAGUCAAAAAGAAUUGAAAUUACAUCGGUGGCAGAAUUUCCACAAAUUUUGAAACUGAAAAAACCUAAGCAAAAGCCGAAAGAAAAGCCCAAACGGGAAGAGACUGUUUUCAAGAACAUCAAAUUGAAAAGUUGGAUAAAUUUCAUUCCAUUUGCCCCAUACUGUUUCAAGCCUAUUAUAACAGAAUUAGAAACUAAUCGCGGCUGUGGAGAGUUAUCUAGAAAUAUAGAAGAAGCACUGAGCAUUGUAAAGAAACGGCGCGUUAAACUUAAGCACACUGAAAAACCAGAAAAAGACCUUGAAGCACUAGAACUCUUCGAAGACAUCAUAGUGAAAGAUGAACCAUUGCCAGAGCAGGUGGAAAAAUAUAAACGUCCUAAAAAGCAAGCAAAGGAUAAAACUGCUGAUUUAUCAAAGAAGAUUAAGAUAGGAAAAGGAAAAUUACCCGAUAAUGAAAGUGAGAUAGAAGACGUUAAUCUAACACCCGUUACAAAGGAGGGAACCGAAAAUUUUGUAGAAGAAACCUUCGACAAGCCCACGAAAGAGAAGCCAAAGCAAAAGCAUCGCGGCCGAAAGCCAGGUGUAGGGGAUAGUUCUAUACAAUUCGAACCACUAGAUUUCGAGGAAUUUGAAUCCGAAACUGAACAUAUUUCAGAAGCAACGGACACGUCUCAACCAGAAGCAGAUAUUUCGCCAGAUAAACCAAAAUACAAACGCAAGAAGAAAAUGCAACCGCAACCAGAGUCUAUACAAUAUCUUAUUAAACCCCAAAAAGCAAAAGACAAAGAAGGAUCUUCAGAGCCUGAGCUUGAAUUGCGUAAACCUGAAUCUACAAAGCCACAGGGCGAGGUAGAUGAUAUAAAAUUAAAACCAUUCCACAAAAUAGAAAUCAUUGAAAUAGCAUCCGAAACUACUGACCAGCCAACGCCGUCUGUAUAUAAGAAACGUCCUAAAAGAGUACGCAAACUUAAACAUGAAACACCGGAUGAGGAAAAUGUGAUAGAAAUAAUCGAAAUACCAUCUGAAACUUUAGAGGGUGAUUCAACAUAUGAAGUAACGAUAACAACUACGGAUGUAAGUGCGAUUAGUGAGAAGACACCAAAAACCAAACCGUUAAAAAAGAAAAGAGUGAAAAUAAUGAAGGAUGAAGAGGUGGAUGACUUUAUUGCAGAUUUGAUGGAAGCACCUGAAGACAAAAUAUUUGAUUUUAGCAUAGUGGACUUCUACGAAGUUAAAGUACAAGAAUUAAAACCAGAAUUUAUUGAACAGACAACAGUAAAGGAGGACGGCAAAGUUCAAACAGAAAUUCGCAAAAAGCGCAAACUACUACAUAAAAAGGGUAAUGAAGAGAAUGUGAUCGAAAUUGUAGAAGUAGCUACACCCGAUUCAAGGGAAACUCUGUAUGAAGUGCUUGUGGUUGACACUGAAGAGCAUAGUCCAGAUUCAACGGAUAAACCAAAAACGAAAAAACCGAAAAAGUUGAAGAAAGACGAGUUGGAUGAAUACAUUCAAAAGUUAAUUAAUGCUGAAAUUCCUAAAACCGAACUCGAAAAAUAUGAAAAGAUUGAUGUUGAUGGUAAACCAAAAAAACCAAAGAAAACCAAAAAACUACCUCAAAAAGCUAUUAUAGAAGAGCCGCACACUUUAGAAGUUGAUGUAGUUGAAACUAGUCCCAAAGAAGCACCUAAACUUAAAAAACCCAAGAAAAAGAUAGUUGCAAUGGACACACAGGCUGCUGAAGAACCCACAGAGAUACACGGGACUGAAUUUUCAGUUAAAGUUGCUGACACCGUACCAUCCAAACCAGACUCAGAAGUUAUUUUGGAAGAAACAAUAGGUAAGGAAGAGACUGCACCAGCUGCGGAAACUGCUGAGGAUGAUAUUCCGAAAAUUGAAGAAAUUUCUAAAAAUGUUGACAUUGUGGCAACAGAAGGACCAAGCGGAACAAUUACAGAAGAAAUUAUUACAAAACGCAAAUUCAAGAAAAAGAAGGGUGCGAAGGAAUAUACCAUAGAAGUUAUUGAAACGCAAACAAAGAAUGAGCCAGAAGCAGAAGUAACAGUUAUAACAACAGAAAUUGUAGAAACACCAGCAGAAUCCCUUCCGGAAAAACCAAAGCGUGUCCCUAAAAAGACGACUAAAAACAUCAAAAAAGAAGAAGUAGAGAACUAUAUUAUGCAAAUUGUUGAAGAAUUACCAGAGGAAUUCAAAGUGCAGCCUAAAGAGGAUCUACAAGAAAUUUUAGAAAACACUGAAAACCCGGUAACAGAUGCCACUUUCUUUAGCACUACUAUCGUAGAGGAAACAGCCGAUCAGGAAGAACUAACGGAAGCUGAUCAAAUAUCUCCCGUUGAGAGCGGCACGGAAGAAAGAAAGAAGAAAAUUAAAAAACCAAAACACAUUAAAAUUGUGGAAGGGCAACCACAGGAAGAAGGUUUACAAAAUAUUGAGGUACAAACUGAUGAAGAACGCGGUAUUAAAGAAACUCCUGUCGUAGAAAACUUCAUGGUCGAUAAGCAUGAAGAGGGCAUAAAAAGGCAGAAAAAAGGAAAGCGCACCCAGCCCAAGGAAGAACAAGUCAUGGAAAAAUAUGUAGUUCGAAUUGAAGAAUCAGCUCCCGAAGUUACAACCACUGAAAUUGUUGACGAACAGGGUGAUCGUACAAAACAAACUACGACAAAAAGAAGGCUUAAGAAAAAGGAGGGUCCGAAGGAAUUUUUAAUAGAAGUUGUGGAAACGUUUGAAGCAAAUAAACCAGACGAAGUGGAGUUAACUGUAACAACAACAGAAGUCGUACCAACUGAUUUAGGUGAAGAUGCAGUCGAGCAAAAAACAACAACUAAAAAAAUCAAAAAGAAGAAAUCUCCUAAAGAAGACUUCGAUGAUUAUUUACGAAAACUGAUAGAACAGGAAAUACCCAAAACUGAACUGGAAGAAUUCACACCGCUUGAAUUUAGCAAAACUGCGAAGAAACCUAAAAGGAAAACCAAACAUCACAAGAAAACUAUUGAGGUUGUUGACGAUGUGCCGGUCACAAUUCAUGAAUUCGAUGUAGAAGAAUUGCCCAGUGAAAAAGAAGAGGAAGCUGAAGAACCAACAGCUGAGGUUGCAAUAGAAGAAGAGCAAACCAAACCGGAUGAUCAUGAAGAAUUUAGAAUUGGUGUAACCGAUGAACAAGUUGAGCCGAUGAAUUUCGAUGAAAUAACUACUGAAGAACGUCCAACCAAAAUAAGAAAACCGAAAAAACCAAAAGAGGCACCAACAGAAGAAGCUCCUGUAGUAUUGGAAGAACUAGAACAGAGCAUUGUAACGGUCAUGGAGACUGAUGAAAAAGGUGAUAUAAAAGAGAAAACCGUAUCUAAGCGAAAAAUUAAACGUAAGCAAGGACCCAAAGAAGCAGUUUUUGAAAUAUCUGAAAUAACAGAAGGAGAAGAUCAACCUAUUACUGAGGUAACAAUUGUGCAACUAGACGAAAGUCAACCAACUCUUGAAGACACGAAACCCACUAUACCGGUUAAAAAGAUUGUAAAAAAACCUAAGAAAAUACCAAAAGAAGAUAUUCAAAAUUAUUUGGUAAACGUCAUCGAAGAAUUUAUAUACCAGGACACAGUUCCAGAAAGCGAGGAAGAGAUUAUAGAAAAACCUAAAGAUGAUGUCAAAAAGGAUAUUCGUAAACCGAAAAAGCAUAAAGUAAAAGUAACGGAAGAGAAAGUGCAAGAUGAUAUUGACACUAUACCUGACACCGAAGCUCAUUUAAUAGAAGAAUAUCCGGAGUCCAUAAAUCAAAUAGAAGACGAAUACAAGAUUGAUUUAACUGAGUCUUCGCUACCCGAACAGCCCACCAAAAAGAUACGCAAAAAGAUCAAGAAACAGGAAUCGAUCACAAAAGUGCCAGAUGAAGAUUCUCCAGAAUUCAGAGCGCGCAUAUCUUCGUUUGAAGAAGCCCCAGAAAAUGAAGUUCUAGUGGAAGAGCCAAUUCAUAGUGAGCAAGAAGAAAUACAACAUGUAGAUGACUUUAAUGUUAUUGUGGAAGAAAUUGAAACCACUCAAGAUGUUCAGGAUAUUAUCGAUGAAACCGGCGAGAAAAUAAAACAGACCACGAAGAAACGUAAGAUAAGGAAAACAGUAGGGCCGAAAGAAGAAAUAAUAGAAAUUAUUGAAACACAAUUGGAAAACUCGCCAAUAGCAGAGGUUACAGUUGUAGUAGAGGAAGUGGAAAAACCAGUUACAACAAAGGAAGAUAAGCCACAAGUAGUCAAACCAAAGAAAAUAAAGAAGGUUAAAAAGGAUGAUCUUAUGGAGUACAUUUACAAAUUAAUUGAAGAGGAUAUACCGAAAACGGAACUGGAAAAAUAUGAGAAAAUUGACUUGGAACAACCGAUAAAACUUAAAAAGAAAAAGAAACCUGAGAAGAAAGACGUUACUUUAACGGAAGAAGUACCUGUAAAAGAACAAGAUGAGGAUAUAAAAAGAUUGAAAAAGACAAAGCAUACCAAACCUAAGAAAGAGACAGUCUUUGAAAAAUAUGUAGUUCGAAUUGAAGAAUCAGCUCCCGAAGUUACAACUACUGAAAUUGUUGACGAACAGGGUGAUCUUACAAAACAAACUACGACAAAAAGAAGGCUUAAGAAAAAGGAGGGUCCGAAGGAAUUUUUAAUAGAAGUUGUGGAAACGUUUGAAGCAAAUAAACCAGACGAAGUGGAGUUAACUGUAACAACAACAGAAGUCGUACCAACUUAUUUAGGUGAAGGUGCAGUCGAGCAAAAAACAACAACUAAAAAAAUCAAAAAGAAGAAAUCUCCUAAAGAAGACUUCGAUGAUUAUUUACGAAAACUGAUAGAACAGGAAAUACCCAAAACUGAACUGGAAGAAUUCACACCGCUUGAAUUUAGCAAAACUGCGAAGAAACCUAAAAGGAAAACCAAACAUCACAAGAAAACUAUUGAGGUUGUUGGCGAUGUGCCGGUCACAAUUCAUGAAUUCGAUGUAGAAGAAUUGCCCAGUGAAAAAGAAGAGGAAGCUGAAGAACCAACAGCUGAGGUUGCAAUAGAAGAAGAGCAAACCAAACCGGAUGAUCAUGAAGAAUUUAGAAUUGGUGUAACCGAUGAACAAGUUGAGCCGAUGAAUUUCGAUGAAAUAACUACUGAAGAACGUCCAACCAAAAUAAGAAAACCGAAAAAACCAAAAGAGGCACCAACAGAAGAAGCUCCUGUAGUAUUGGAAGAACUAGAACAGAGCAUUGUAACGGUCAUGGAGACUGAUGAAAAAGGUGAUAUAAAAGAGAAAACCGUAUCUAAGCGAAAAAUUAAACGUAAGCAAGGACCCAAAGAAGCAGUUUUUGAAAUAUCUGAAAUAACAGAAGGAGAAGAUCAACCUAUUGCUGAGGUAACAAUUGUGCAACUAGACGAAAGUCAACCAACUCUUGAAGACACGAAACCCACUAUACCGGUUAAAAAGAUUGUAAAAAAACCUAAGAAAAUACCAAAAGAAGAUAUUCAAAAUUAUUUGGUAAACGUCAUCGAAGAAUUUAUAUACCAGGACACAGUUCCAGAAAGCGAGGAAGAGAUUAUAGAAAAACCUAAAGAUGAUGUCAAAAAGGAUAUUCGUAAACCGAAAAAGCAUAAAGUAAAAGUAACGGAAGAGAAAGUGCAAGAUGAUAUUGAAACUAUACCUGACACCGAAGCUCAUUUAAUAGAAGAAUAUCCGGAGUCCAUAAAUCAAAUAGAAGACGAAUACAAGAUUGAUUUAACUGAGUCUUCGCUACCCGAACAGCCCACCAAAAAGAUACGCAAAAAGAUCAAGAAACAGGAAUCGAUCACAAAAGUGCCAGAUGAAGAUUCUCCAGAAUUCAGAGCGCGCAUAUCUUCGUUUGAAGAAGCCCCAGAAAAUGAAGUUCUAGUGGAAGAGCCAAUUCAUAGUGAGCAAGAAGAAAUACAACAUGUAGAUGACUUUAAUGUUAUUGUGGAAGAAAUUGAAACCACUCAAGAUGUUCAGGAUAUUAUCGAUGAAACCGGCGAGAAAAUAAAACAGACCACGAAGAAACGUAAGAUAAAGAAAACAGUAGGGCCGAAAGAAGAAAUAAUAGAAAUUAUUGAAACACAAUUGGAAGACUCGCCAAUAGCAGAGGUUACAGUUGUAGUAGAGGAAGUGGAAAAACCAGUUACAACAAAGGAAGAUAAGCCACAAGUAGUCAAACCAAAGAAAAUAAAGAAGGUUAAAAAGGAUGAUCUUAUGGAGUACAUUUACAAAUUAAUUGAAGAGGAUAUACCGAAAACGGAACUGGAAAAAUAUGAGAAAAUUGACUUGGAACAACCAAUAAGACUUAAAAAGAAAAAGAAACCUGAGAAGAAAGACGUUACUUUAACGGAAGAAGAACCUGUAGAAGAACAAGAUGAACCAUUACAAGUUCAAGUUGCAGAUUUCGUAAGCGUCACGCCAAAGAAACAGAGAAAGAAGCCUGCUAAAGAUGUAAAGGUUAAGGAAGAGGAUAUCGAAGUGGAUCAACCUGAGCAAGAGAUUGAAGUUACAAGUAUUGACGUAAAGGAUACGGAAAAGCCUAAGAAAAACAAAAAACUGUCGGUAUUAGUUGCGGAAAGUUCACCACAAGAAGUAUUAGGCGAAGAAUAUAAAGUAGAAAUUAUUGAAGACACCGUUGAAACACAAACCUCGACAGACAAAAAUGGUGAAAUCAUAGAAAAAACUGUGAAAAAGAAAAAGAUUAAACAUACAAAGGGACCUGAAGAAAUCGUUACGGAUAUCAUUGAAACUCACGAAAAAGACAAUGAAGAGGCCGAAAUUACUGUCAUUGUCACAACUCCAAACAAGGACAUUGAUACCCCUCAAGAAGUGCAAAUUAAACAAAAGAAAACUAAAAAACUAAAAACUAAAGACGUUCCUGAGUAUAUUGCCAAGAUUAUUGAAGAAAUGCCUGCUGAAGUUUUUAAGGAAUACAAACCACAAGAAAUUGCGGAAACUCCAAGAAAACCAGAGAAAAAGUUAAAACACAAGUUUAAAGAAAGUGACGAAGAUAAGGUUGAAGAAAAAGAGAUAAUUCAUGAAUUCACUACGAUGGUUGUGGAAGAUCAAACGGAGCCCGACGUGGAUGCUUUUGAAACAAAAAUAAUUGAAAAUGAUUCUAAGCCAAAAAAGAAAAAAUCCACAAAAUUAAAAAUACAAGUAGCGGAAGAUGAGAAACCUGAAAGUAUAGAUAUAACAGAAGUACCUGUUAAGGAAAUUGAACCACAAGAUGCUAGCAAUGAGGAACAACCUUCGGAAGCAAUACGCAUCAUAGAAGAUGAAAAGAAACCUUCUUCUGAAGAAUAUGAACACGAAGUAACAACAGUCGUAAAAGAUUCUAAGCCAAAGAAAAAGAAGCCAAUUAAACAAAAAGUGAAAGGCACCGAUGAGGAUAAGCCUGAAGAAAUACCUUUUGACAUGGUUACAGUCCAAGAAACAGACAUCUUAGAUGUGAAAGAGAAGGUUCCGUCUGAAGAAAUAAAGAUUGCUGAAGACCAACCAACCUCAGAAACUGAAGGCUUCGAAAUCUCAGUAAUUGAAGAGGAAACAAAACCAAAGAAAAAGAAACCAACUAAACAAAAAGUGAAAGUCGUUGAUGAGGAUAAGCCCGAAGAAAUACCUUUAGACACGGUUGCAGUCCAAGAAACAGACAUCUUAGAUGUGAAAGAGAAGGUUCCGUCUGAAAAAAUAAAGAUUGCUGAAGACCAACCUACCUCAGAAACUGAAGGCUUCGAAAUCUCAGUAAUUGAAGAGGAAACAAAACCAAAGAAAAAGAAACCAACUAAACAAAAAGUGAAAGUCGUUGAUGAGGAUAAGCCUGAAGAAAUACCUUUAGACACGGUUGCAGUCCAAGAAACAGACAUCUUAGAUGUGAAAGAGAAGGUUCCAUCUGAAGAAAUAAAGAUUGCUGAAGACCAACCUACCUCAGAAACUGAAGGCUUCGAAAUCUCAGUAACUGAAGAGGAAGCCAAACCAAAGAAAAAGAAGCCAACUAAACAAAAGGUGAAAGUCGUUGAUGAGGAUAAGCCUGAAGAAAUACCUUUUGACACGGUUGCAGUUCCAGAAACGGACAUCUUAGAUGUGAAAGAGAAGGUCCCGUCAGAAGAAAUAAAGAUUGCUGAAGACCAACCUACCUCAGAAACUGAAGGCUUCGAAAUCUCAGUAACGGAAGAGGAAACAAAACCAAAGAAAAAGAAGCCAACUAAACAAAAGGUGAAAGUCGUUGAUGAGAAUAAACCCGAAGAAAUACCUUCUGACACGGUUGCAGUCCAAGAAACAGACAUCUUAGAUGUGAAAGAGAAGGUUCAUUCUGCAGAAAUAAAGAUUGCCGAAGACCAACCUACCUCAGAAACUGAAGGCUUCGAAAUCUCAGUAAAGGAAGAGGAAACAAAACCAAAGAAAAAGAAGCCAACUAAAGAAAAAAAUAAACUUGUCGAAGAAGAUAAGCCUGAGGACUUACCUGUUGAAUUAAUCUCUGAGCAGGUGCAAGUAGAAGAAAUUGAAACUAAAACCGAAGUUAAGGAAGUUAAAGACGACAAAGGUGAAGUUAAAAAACAAAUGAUAACAAAACGCAAAUUAAAACGUCAACAAGGGCCCGACGAGGACAUUAUCGAAAUAAUAGAAAUCCAGACCGAAGGACAGCCGGAAGCGGAAGUUACCAUUAUAGAAACACAAAAAGAAAAAGAAACAGAAGAAGACAGUGUUAAGCCAAAAGUGCAGAAAAAGAAAGUAAAGAAAGUUAAGAAGGACGACUUACACGACUAUAUCCAGAAAUUGAUCGAUGAAGAAAUACCUAAAACGGAGCUAGAAAAGUAUGAAAAAAUCGAAAUUGAAUCUACACCAAAAAUUAAAAAAGAAACCGAUGAAAAUUUCGCCGCCACAGUCAAAGAUGAAACACCCAAAGCAUAUGAGAAGCAAGAGUCAAAGAAAAAGAUUAAACCUAAGAAACCGCAAGAAAGCUUGGAAGAACAUCCGCAAGCCGCAGUGCGCAUUAUAGAAGACGCAACGGAAGACAAUGAGCCAACCUUGCCAAUUAAAAUAAUCGAAAUACAGCCAUUUGAAGAACCAGUUAUUAUAACUGAAGAAAGGCCGGCUGAGGUAAAAGUUGAGGAGAUGAUUGAUCAACGAGGAGAACCAACCCAGAAAGUAACCACUAAACGAGUACUUAAAAAGAAAGAAAAAGGCAAAAAGGACAGCACUGUAAACAUUAUUACUAUUCAAGAUGAUUCAAGUCCUGAGGCUGUUGUUAUAAUUAGUGAAGAGCCAGAAUCGGUACCGGUUACGAAUGAAGAACAACCAGAACAACCUGUACAAAUUGAAGAACAAAAAUCAAAGAAACCUAAAAAGAUUAUCAAGAAAAUUAAAAAGAAUGAUCUAGAUGAAUAUGUGCAGAAAUUAAUCGAAGAAGAAAUACCGAAAGUAGAACUUGAACAGUACGAAAAGUUAGAUGAGCCAAUAAUUAAGAAACCGAAACAAAAGAAAGAAAGUACUAAACCACAAGACACCGAAGCAUUGGAAAUAACUAAAACAUCGGUGGAUAGUGAGAAACCAGAAAAACUCAAAAAACCAAAGAAACCUAUAGAAAAACCAAUACCUUCUGAGACCACACAAAUCGAAGAAACACCCCUCACAGACACAAAAGACGAUGUAGUUACCAUAGUCGAAGAAACUACUAAACCCAAAACACGAAAACAACCACAAACACAAUUAGAGGACACUGAACAGAGUACACCAAUAGAUCAUGAGGACAAACCAACAACAACAACCAUAACAUCGGAUACAACUGAUACAAAACAAAAAACAAAUAAACAUAAGCCAAAAGAUCAAAAAAUCACUGAUGAUACAAGAGAAGAAACAGUGGUGCACGAGGAUUAUGAGAUCAGUAUUGUAGAAGAACAGCCUACGGAAAAAGAGAGACCUCAACAAGAAGAGCGACCAUUACAGGUUAAGAUAAUUGAGGAGAUGCCUGAAGUACAAGACUCCCAUCCCAUUGAGCUAUUAGAAGAGGAUCAACCAGAGGAGGAGGGAACAGAUGCACCAACGGUUGGUGAACAGGAAAAACCUAAAAAGAAGAAAAAGAUUGUAAAGAAGAAAAUAGAUGAGCAUGAUGUCAUCAUACAAAAAUUACUUGAACAGGAAAUUGAGAAGGCCGAACUUGAAAAAUACGAAAAAUUCGAAUUUGAGAAACCACAAAAGGUUAAGCCGGAAUUCGCUAAAAUUGAGCCCCAAAAAAUAGUACGGAAGAAGCAAGAACCGACGCAACUCGUUGUAGUUGAUGCAGGAGAAGUGCCGCAAUCCAUUAAGUUGAAACCAACUAAACGUAAGCCCAAGGUUGUCGAAGAACAAACUGUCCAAAUAUCUAAGGUUCAGCUUAAGAGCCGCAUGCAAGUUAUUGAAUAUCCCCCCGAACUUUUAAUGCCGAAAAUAACAGAAAUUUGUUCUGUUCGGGAGACUGGCGAGCUUUCACGCAAUAUUGAAGAAGCUGAAGAAGUGCUCAAAUUCAAACCACGUAGGAUUAAGAAGUUGAAGAAAACAAUAAAUGAUUUGGAAAAACCCCAAUUGGAGAAAUAUGAAAAGUAUGUUAGCAGCGAAGAGGAAAUCGAGGAACCAACACCUUAUCAGAAACCUGAAAAGACACCAAAACUGGAAGAAAAGACGGAGGAAGUUAAACUCAAGAUUGGUAAAGGUAAGAAGAAACCCAUCACGGAGGAACAGCCUGAAAAAGUGACUUUGAAAAAGACACCAGAAAAACCAAAGCAAGUUGAAGAUAUUGAAGAAAUAGUGCCCAAAAAGAAGGAAACGACUGAAGUUAAGAUUAUUGAAGAAAGUCCAGAACAGCCGGCACAGGUAUUACAACCGUUUGAGCCCACUGACUUCGAACAUCCAGAGUACGAAAAGGAGGAAUUGCAACCUAUUGAACUACCUGAGGAACCUAAGCCUGAAAAGAAGGAAUCGAAACAGAAGCACAAACCUAAGCAAAAACCAAAAUCCGAGCCAGAAGUGAAUGUGACUCAAAUUGUUCCUGGCAUACCAAAGGAGCAAGAAGAAAUACCUCAAGAAGAUAUUAAAUUCCGCAUUCCAGAGAGCAGCGCACCUGAAGAAUCGACAGAGGAAGUCAAAUUGAAGCCAAUUAAGAAGGUAAAAGAAGUAUCAGCUCCUGUUGAAGAAACUAAGAUUAUGCCUAAGGAGAAAGAAUCUGAAAAGAUUCCAAUUCCCGACACAGAGGAGCAAACAGAAAAGAAAAAGAAACCGAAAGCGAAGAAAACUCCACAAAAUGAAGUAGAAGCUGUGGAAGAAAUACCGGAAGAACAAUUUGAGGUUUCUAUUACCGAAGAGCAACCAACUAUACCAGAACAGCCCGCUGAAGAGAAGCCUUCUGAAGUAAAGUUGAAGAAGAAGAAAACCAAAGAUAUGCCUUCGGCCGAAAUUCAAGUGGUUGAAGAAAUUCCUAAAGAAGAAAUAAUAGAAGAAACUCCAAUUGAGUACAAAAUUACAACAACUGUAAUUGAACCCGAGGAAGCACCAGAAGAACUAAAAGUUCGUGUCAUUGAUUUCGAUCAGAAGGAAGUUACUGUCGAAGAAGUGGUGGAAGAACGAGUGGUUACGCGCAAAAAGAAACCCAAGCCACAAAUGCCAGAAGAGUAUGAAUACGUUAUUACAGAGCCCGAACUGACAGAGAUACCAACAGAAGUGACAGAGGAUAUUCCAACUCAACCAGAGCAGCGCAAAGAAAGUUUGCCCGAGGAAACGGUGAUGGAUGUGCAAGAAAUAGAGACUACACCAGAAGAACAAGUCGCCAAAGUCAGCGUAAAGAAGAAGUCAACGAAAAAGCCAAAGGUAGAAACUGAAACUAAGGAUGUUCCUAUUAUUGAGGAGAUCAAAGAAGAAGUCCCGGAGGAAGAAGUUACUGAAAAUACCAUCACUGAACAGGUCAUCAAAAAGGUGAAACCAAAGAGUUAUAAGUUUAAGCUAACAGAAAUGAAAGCUGAAGAAGUGCCCGAACAGCCAACGGAAGAAAUUCCAGAAAAACCGGAAGAGCCACAGCAAAUAGUGGAAGAAAUUGUCCCAGAUUUUCCAACUUAUGAAAUCACCACUACGGAUAUUGAAGCCGAAGUUACGAAACAAACAGAAGAAAUCGUUGAAGCUGAAGUCAAAGAGAAAAAGCCUAAAAAGGUGAAAGUUCACGAAGCUCCUAAAGAAUAUGAAGUAGGGGUAAUAGAAGAAGUAAUACCCCAAACUGUUGAAGAGGAGGAGCAACCUGAUGGAGCUAUUUUCUCAAUAAAAAAGAAACCAAAGAAGCAGGUCCCUGAAGAGUUUGAGGCUUCAGUGGUGUUGACCGAACCAAAACCUGUGGAAGAAGUAGAAGCGCAAGUUGAGAUAAAGAAAAAGCCGAAAAAACCGAAAACAACGGAAGACGUUUCUACUUUCCAUGAAAUCAAGGUAGUUGAAUUGGAAAUUCCGAAGGAAGAAAUUGAAGAACAGUUGAUACAGGAUGAAACAGUCAUCACAAAAGCACCUGCCAUUGAAGAAGUGCCCAUGGAAUACAAAUUUGGAAUUGUCGAAUCACAAGACGAAGAAGAAGUUCCCUCGGCAGAAUUCACAGUUAAAGAAGAAGAAAAUGUUAAGCAACCAAUUCAAGAGCCUGAAGCCGAAUAUGUUAUCAAGGAAAGUAAGCCAACAGAAGAGGUGGUAGAGGAAGCUAAGAUCAAAACUAAAAAAUCCAAAAAGAAGCCAACGGAGACAGAAGAAGUUGAAUUGAAAGUAAAAGUUACAGAAGAAGUUCCAGAAAAACCCACGCAAGUGGAAGAAGUGAUUGAGGAGAUUGUUACUGUACCCGAAGGAGUUGUGACUGAGGAAAAACUCAAAGAGUAUGUCAUUGAAGUUAAGGAGUCAAUACCAGAAAAAGCUGAGACAUUGACUGUCGAGAAAACUGAAAUUCCUCAAGAAGAAGAGCUGCAUGAAGAAGCACCAGUUCAAGAUGUGGUUAAGAAGAAGGUAAAGAAGCCCAAGGAAACCAAAGAGGAGCACAAGGUGGAUGUAGUUGCAGAAAUUCCAAACUCUGAAGAAGAGGGAACCCAACCUGCUCCAACUGUGAACAAAGUGGAAGAAAAACCAAAGGAAUAUGAGAUUCAAAUGAAAGAAACUAUGGCGGAAGUACAACAAGAGGAGGCACCUGAAGAGCAAAUAACCCUACCUAGGAAGAAAAAACCAGCACCACAAGUAACGGAUGAGCCAGAACAAGAGGUAAAACUUACAACAACUAAGCCUGUUGAGGAAGUUGAAGAGGAAGUUAAGAUUAAAAAGAAACCCAAAAAGAAACCGGUAGAGGAUGAGGCCGCUGCUGAGUUAAAGGUUACCGUUGUUGAAGAAGUUAACGUUGCUCCCGAAAUAGAAGAGAAAGUGGAGGUAGUGGAAGAAAUAAAACCUAUACCCGAAAUUAUUAAAAAAGAAAAGCCUAAAGAGUACAAGUUCGAGGUAACAGAAAGCGAAGCUGUAAAGCCUCAAGAGGAAGUUGCCGAAGAAGAGGUUAGUCUUCCUCAAAAGAAUAAGCAAAUUCCUCAACUUGAGGAAGAACCAGAAGUAAAAAUUAAGUUGGCUAAACAAGAGCCAGUUAAAGAGGUUCAAGAAGAGGUUAAGAUCAAAAAGAAAUCCAAACGGAGACCGGAGGAAGGGGCUGAAGCUGAACUUAAAGUUAAUAUUAUUGAAGAAAUACCUGCUGUUCCAGAAGUAGAAGAGAUAAUAGUAGAGGAAGAAGAAGUCAAACCCAUACCUCAAGAAAUCAAGGAAGAAAAGCCAAAGGAAUAUGAAAUCAAGGUUAAAGAUAGUGAAAUUGAAAAAACCGAAGAAGAGAUUGUUGAGGAACAGGUCAGUUUACCAACGAAGAAAAAACGAGUACCACAAGUCACAGAAGAACCAGAGGAAGAGGUAAAAUUGCAGCCUGGGAAACCAACUGAAGAGGUCCAAGAAGAAAUAAAGAUUAAAAAGAAACCAAAGAAGGAAACUAAAGUUGAUGAAGCUGAAGCAUCACUUAAGGUAACUGUUCUGGAAGAGUCGCCGGCGGUUCCCGAAGUUGUUGAAGAAAUUGAAAAAUUGGAAGAAAUUAAGCCAACUCCUAAAGAAGAAAAGCCAAAGGAAUACGAGUUUAAGGUUACAGAAAGUGAAACUGAAAAGCCAAAAGAAGAGGUCACAGAAGAACAAAUCACUCUUCCAAAGAAAAAGAGGCCAACCCCACAAGUCACAGAUGAACCAGAAGAAGAAGUUAAUUUGACAACAAAGAAACCAAUUGAGGAAGUGCAGGAAGAAAUUAAAAUAAAGAAAAAACCCAAAAAGGACCAAAAGCCUGAAGAAGCUGCUGCUGAACUAAAGGUUACUAUUCAGGAAGAGGUACCCCAAGAGCAACAAAUAGAAGAGGUAGAAGAGAUAGAAGAGGUGAUGGUACCUAAACAGGAACAACAUGUAGAAAAGCCGGAAGAAUACGAAUUUAAAAUAAAGGAAACGGAACCGCAAGCUGAGCAAAUGUUCGAAGAGGAAGUACGUUUGCCACAGAAGAAGCCUAUUAAGCCAGAAACAGUAGAAGAACCCGAAAUGGAAGUAACUUUGAAACCUAAAAAGGAAGUCGAAGAAGUAAAAGAAGAACUCAAAAUUGUUAAAAAGAAGCAGAAGAAACUUCAGCCGGAAGAAGCUACAGAGCUUACCGUAAAAGUUGAGGAAGAAGUGGUACCCGAACCUGUUGUCGAAGAAAUUGAAGAAAUCGAAGAAGUUUUUGUGCCUAAAAAAUCAAAAGAAGCUCCGGAAGAAAUUCCAGAAGAUAUACAUGUUGAUGUUGUACUCAAACCCAAGAAACCAAAGCAAGUUGAAGCAGAGGAGUUCGCGGUCGACGUUAAGCUUCCUAAGCAAAAAGAAACGACUCAGGAAACUACCGAUGAAACUGUUGCAUUGAAGAAGAAAAAGAAAUCAAAGCCAGUUGUCGAAGAAGCGGCGGAUGAACUGAAACUCACGAAAGAAGUGGUCGAAGAACGGCCAGUUGAAAUAGAAGAGGAAGAAAUUGUUGAAGAAGCUAUUGUCACGCGCAGAAAACCGAAGAAGGCAUUCGAACCUUCUAUAGAAGAACAUGAAGAGCAAGAAUUCAGUUUGUCUUUGAAAAAACCUAAGAAAAUUAACGAAGGUGUUGCAGAAGAAGCAACUGUUUUGAGAAAGCGGCCUUCAAGACCAACGGUAUUUGACGAAGCGGGAGCAGAACUUUCAAUCAAACGACAAGAAGAAUACGAAGAAGGGGAAGACAUAGAAGAGUUUGUCGUAGAAAGAGCACAAAAACCACAACCUUUGCAAGUAACAGACGAACAGGACCAAGAAUAUACUGUCAAGAAAUUGAAACGUCGAAGGAAGGGAGUAGAAAUUCCUGAAUAUACCGAUGUAGAAAAUGUGACAUUCCGGCCAAAAACGAUUAAAACCAAAGAGGAUGUGGAUCAAGAAUUCAAUAUCGCUUUGGAUUCAUAUGCCGAAGAGGAAAUUUCAAUGUCCGGCAAAGUCAAAUUGAAGAAACCCAUAACUAAGACAUACUCUGAAGCGGCUGAUGAAACUAAUAUCAAAAUUUUCCAAGGCUAUGAUGAUGGUGAAGGACCGGUCAUCGAGGAGAUACGCGAUGACAGUAGCAUUGAAGACACAAUGUACGAUGUGGAAGAGCCAGAAGAGUAUCAAGUCGAAGAGUUGCCACCAGAUGAUUUUGAUUUUACAAUAAAGCCCAAAAAUGUGGCUAAGCCCAGAUAUUCGAUACAAGAUGAAGAAGAGGAACAAUUCUUGAUUGGAUUGCGAAGACCAAAGAGCGAUUCGGUAACGUACGAUGAAGACUCACUCACGUUUAAAAAGAAGCGGAAGGUGAUCCAACAGAUUUUCAACGAAGAGGGUGCAUCUCUUAAUAUAACCCGUGAAAUGAAUAUUGAAGAAACCGAGGAUGAGAAUGCAAUGUAUUCCAUUUGCAACUACAUCGCUGACAAUGAUGAGGCCAUCAACUUGGUGGAAGGUGAGAAGGUGUACGUGAUUGGUCGUCACAGCUCUGAAUGGUGGUAUGUGAAAAAGAAUAUAACGGAAGAGGAAGGCUGGGUGCCGGCGCAAUAUCUUAUGGAGCCAACCGAAUACACACACUACGUUCAAAAGAAAUUACAUGAGAAAAUUGACAAACUUCCAGUAUUUGAACGUCCCGGUCCUGAAGAAAAACCAAUGGCACCACGUUUUAUUGAAAAACUGCAACCAAUUCAUACGCCUGAUGGUUACACCGUGCAAUUUGAAUGCAAAGUUGAGGGUAUACCACGCCCACAAGUAGCUUGGUUCCGCGAGACUGCCAUUAUAAAGCCUUCUCAAGACUUCCAAAUGUAUUAUGAUGAUGAUAAUGUGGCGACAUUGAUCAUACGUGAAGUGUUCCCAGAGGAUGCGGGUAAAUUUACCUGUGUCGCUAAAAAUGCUGCCGGCUUCACGUCAACUACAACGGAAUUGGUUGUUGAGACGCCGCUAUCAGAUCAUGGUUCCGACGCUACAGGUUUGUCACGCAAGAGUAUGUCGCGCGAGUCCUCACUAGCCGACAUACUCGAAGGCAUACCACCUACAUUCUCACGCAAACCCAAAGCACAAUAUGUUGAUGAAAACACGAACGUGAUAUUAGAGUGCCGUUUAGUCGCUGUGCCAGAGCCUGACAUAAUUUGGACCUUUAAUGGCGAGGAAAUUGAUGUUAAAGAAACGAAAAAUACACGCGUCGUUACGGAAUCUGAUAUGCAUAUGUACUGCAGUGUUGUGCACAUCACAAAGGUGAAGAAAUCGCAAGAAGGUACCUACGAAGUGAUCGCCACAAAUCGAGAAGGUGAAUCUCGUUUACCAAUUGUGUUAAAGGUACGUACAGAUGAAAAGGAACCUCCACAGAUUCUUGAACCACUGCGGAAUACCGUUGUGCGCGAAGGCGAAAGCGUGGUAUUGACGACACAAAUCGUUGGCAAUCCACGACCAAAGGUGACGUGGUACAAGGAUGGCAAACCGAUCACAAAUAAUACAAAAUCAGACAAAGAUACACACACAUUAACAUUGAUCUCACCAAAGACUGCGGAAGGCGGUGAAUAUACUGUAAAAGCAGAGAACCCAUUGGGAAGCGUGGAAACAACGGCUAACUUGACCGUUGAAGAACCAUCUAGUGGCAAUGCUGAACCACCGCUGUUCAUCGAGCGUUUCGAGGAACAGUCCGUACCGCAGAAAGGCACUAUCCGUUUGCCAGCUAAGGUUACUGGAAAUCCAGUGCCCGAAGUCCAAUGGCUUUUCAACAACAAUCCACUCUAUCCAUCGGAACGCAUACAACAAAUAUACGAUGGAGAAAAUAUUGAGCUUAUUAUCAAGGACGCCAACCCCGACACAGAUUCCGGUGAUUACAAGUGUAUUGCCAGCAAUCCGAUCGGAAAAACAUCACACGGUGCGCGCGUCAUUGUCGAGGUUGAUGAAGUUACAUUUACUAAGAAAUUAAAGAAAACUAUCACCAUUGAAGAAAUCCAAUCACUCACCUUAGAAUGUGAAACCUCGCAUGUGGUUACAACUAAAUGGUUCUUCAAUGGCAAAGAACUCAGCGGCAUGGAUCAUCGCGUAGUGGUCCAAGAUGGUAAAAUACACAAACUGGUUAUACGCAAUACAAAUCUGCGUGAUAGCGGCACUUAUACCUGUAAAGUUAAGAAUAAGGAGACUGAAUCCACGGUGGAAGUUCUACCCCGUAAACCCGAAUUUAUUAAGAUAUUAGAAGAUUAUGAAGUAACCGAAAAAGAUACCGCCAUUUUAGAUGUUGAAGUCUCAACGGAUAAUGCUGAAGUUGUAUGGUACAAGGAUGGUGAAAAAAUAACACCCGAAAAGAAGAAUAUCGAGCUCAUUAAAGAGGGUAGGGUGCGAAAGAUCAUAAUACAUGAAAGUACCGUAUACGAUGAGGGUGAAUACAUGUGUAAAUUGGAUGAACAGGAAUGCGCUGGCGAGCUUACAGUGAUUGAAUUACCGCCAGAAAUUGUGAAACCGCUAGAGAACGUCACAGUGACUAAAGGCGAGAAUGCUGUUUUCGAUAUUGAACUGAGUAAAGGCGACGCUUUAGUCAAGUGGUUCAAGGAUGGCAAAGAGCUUCCACUAAACGAGCAUGUACAACUCACGAUCGAUGGCAAGAAACAAACCCUGCGAAUUGUGGAGGCACAGCCUUCAGACGUUGGUCAAUACUCCAUUGAGGUUGGUCCGCAAACAUCAAAGGCACAAUUGACUGUUGAAGAACCGUUAGUGAACUUUGUGGUGCCACUACCUGAUGUGACCAUCGCCACAAAGGGCACAGAUGCCGAAUUUACUGUUGAGUUGUCACAGCCAGAUGUUGAGGUCACUUGGUAUAAGAAAGCGAAACCAAUUAAGCCCAAUAAAAAACAUGAAGUGUUUGUCGAGGGUACCGUUAGACGUUUUGUUAUACACGAUGCAGACGAUGAAGACACUGGUGAUAUCAGUUGCACUGCGGCCAAUGCGACAACGACGAGUAAAUUGUGUGUUGAGGAAAUCAAGACCUUACCCAUUAUAACUAGUGACAAAGAUCAGACUAUUAAGGUGAAGGAGAAUGAUGAUGUAACCAUGACAGUGAAGUUCGCAGGCUCGCCCAAACCAGAUGCCGAAUGGAAUACAACAAAACAUGUUAUAAUCAAGAACAAGCAUUUAAUACCCACACUAGAUGAACAGUCUGCAUCGCUCACCAUAAAGAAGGUUGUGGAUGACGAUGAAGGUAUAUACACAUUAAGACUGAAGAAUCCAGUAGGAGAAGUGGAAGCCACUCUCAACUUGAUAAUAAUGAGAAAACCUACGGCACCUGGUACACCAGAGCCAUUAGAAGUCACACAUGAUUCGAUUACACUGUUCUGGAAGGCCCCCGAAGAUGAUGGUAAAUGUGAAAUCACUGAAUAUGUGCUUGAAUAUCAAGAUGUGAAAGAGGAAAGAUGGAUUGAGAUACGAAAAGUCAAAGGCACAACAUUUACUGUGAGCAAACUGAAAAUCGAUACGGAAUAUGUAUUCCGUGCCAUCGCUGUAAAUGAUGUUGGUCCAUCACCACAUUCACCCCUCUCACCACCCAUUCGUCUUGUUGCCGAAGUAAAGAAAGAAAAACCAACCGUACAAGAACCACUGCAGGAUAUCGUGACAGAAUUGAACAAAGAAAUCACAUUAUCUUGUGUAUUCGGUGGAAUACCUGAGCCAAAGGUUACAUGGAAGAAAAAUGGAAAAGUUAUCACGUCGAAGAGUACACGAUAUGAAAAUCGUGUAUCCAAGUACACUAUUGAGAAGACAACAAUUGAGACUGAAGCGACGUACACAUGCGUAGCUGAAAAUGAAAUGGGCAGCGUUGAGACCUCGUGUAGAGUCAUUCUGCAAGAAAAACCAACCAUUGAUAUCGAUGAAAAGUAUCUGGCACAAAAAAUACGUGCAGGCAAUAGUUUGAACAUUCCGGCCACUGUUCGUGGUUAUCCACAACCGAAAAUUACCUGGUACAGGGAAACCACCGAGCAAACGACCACAACGGAACGUGUGACAAUCGAAACCACAGAGACCACCUCGACCUACACACUGGAAAAGGUGACACGUGAAGAUUCGGGACGUUACAAGAUCACAGCUACCAAUAUAUCUGGCACGGCUACAACUGAGUGUACGAUACAAGUUAUUGACAAACCAAGCCGACCGCAAUCGUUGGAAAUCAAAGAAAUGAAGAAAGAUGCCAUUACACUUGAAUGGACGCCACCAAUAGAUGAUGGUGGUUUGGAGUUGAAUAAGUAUGUUUUGGAGAAAUGUGAUCUACAAAAUAAUCUAUGGAUGAGGGUAGCUGACUUGGAAAAAGACAUACACUCCUAUGCAAUACAAAAACUUUCCAUGAACUCGCAGUACAUGUUCAGAGUGGUAGCAGCUAAUCCUGUUGGUGAAUCUGAACCAACUGAGAGUCAGACAGUGACGAUCAGUAAAAAAUUCGACAAACCAUCCCCACCGCGCAGUCCAACGGAAGUUUUCGGCAUGACAGAUACGGCAUUUACACUUUCAUGGGAACCAUCGGAAAGCGAUGGAGGCUCAAAGAUUACCGAAUAUAUUGUUGAAAUCAAAGAAUUCCAUGAAACUGAAUACCGUUUGCUUGGUAGCACGAGCGGCAAUGUUACAAAUAUACUGGUUAGUGAUGUUGUAAAGGAUCGGGCUUAUCAAUUCAAAAUAUAUGCAAAGAAUGAAGUUGGCAUUAGUGAAGCACUUGAGACUCUAGACAAAAUUGUUGUAAGCAGAAAGAUAACUCCUCCAUCACCACCACAAAACUUGCGCAUCCCGGAUGUGACGAAUCGUAGUGUAACUCUUGACUGGGAAGUUCCAGCGAGCAAUGGAGGUUCUGAGAUAACUGGCUACUGCAUUGAAAAACGUUCAGCAACAUCGACCAAAUGGACAAAGGUAAUCACAUUGGAUGCACACUGUCGCCAAUACACGGUGGAUAACUUGAAGGAAAAAUGUGAAUACUGGUUUAGGGUAUCAGCUGAAAAUGCGGUUGGAUUAGGUGCACCAGCCGUAACAGAGAGCGUAUCCCUAAAGACGCACGCAACUGUUCCUUCGCCGCCCACUGCGCCAUUGGAGGCUCGAGUACUCGCCGCCAAUGCUCACAUAUUUGAAUGGGGUUUGCCCGAGUCAGAUGGAGGUGCGCCUCUGCUCGGCUAUCACAUUGCAAUACGAGACAUGAAGAAGGCGAUGUGGAUCGAAGUGGGUCGUGUACCGGCCGGUGUGCUAAGAUUCCAGAUACGAGACUUACAAGAGAAUCAUGAAUAUAUGAUACGCAUAUUUGCCAAAAAUGAAAUUGGUCUUAGUGAGCCACUCGAAUCGGAAGAACCAUAUGUAGCGAUGACAGCAGGAUAUUUGAGUUUACCAGAUGAGCCACGUACGGAAAUGAGUUCAUGCAACACAUCAUCCUGGUUGCGUGAUCACAACAUGGACGCGGAUAUUCAUUCGUAUGCUCGUGGUAAACUGCUACGUCGAGACGAAUACUUCUUCCGCAUUUGGGCAAAAUUGCCAAAGAGCAAAAAGAAGAAAUCUUCAAAAUAAGAAAACCAAACCAAAAAAAAAAAAAAAUGAAAAA